GGCUAGACGACGGGCGGCAUGUAAAGCGUCUCGGGUGGCGCACGGGUUUCGCCUCGUCACGGCGGUCGUGCUCGUCGUCGACGGGUUCCCUUGGUCCUCCUCCGGCGUCGUAGUCCUCGUCGUGCAAUGCGGAUCGCGGAUAAGGAGAACGCUCGACCGCCGGGGGGUACGGGCGGGGCACGGGGGGUACCGCAUGGCGGGGAACGAGGUGGGGACCCGGCGAGAGGUCGGGAAGAGAGGCACCAAUAUCGAACCGGCGGCCGUGGUGCGCGGCCGGAGUGCAUUCCGUGAGCGGUAGACGUGUAUCGCACACACUCGCGGACGGACGAUAUGCGUUGACGUCGCUCGAUUAGUACACUGGACACUGUCCGCGGCUAGAGUCGCCUAGAGAGGAUCGACGAGGCCGUGCCAUCAGCGUGAACCGAGUUCUCCCAGCCGUUCGUUCGAGCCCUUUGGGAAAACGUGCAGUUGGAAGCGCACCGGCGAGUCAGCGCGCAGCCGAUGUGCAUGGUGGCGGCGGCGGCGACGGCGGUGGUGGUGGUGCGCGUAGGGUGUGGUGUGCGGAGAACAGGUGUCCACGAGCGCAGCAGCUCGGCCGUGAAACGAGUCGGGGCCGGAAACGUCCGGGAGCGGUGCGUGCGCCGGCAUGAAUUUCGGCAGAAGCCGCGGAGGCUAGAGAGACACCGUCUGACCGUGGGCAGGAGGUCGCGGGGGUGCCAGUGAUGUCGACUCCGCCGAAGACCGGAAGCUCCGCCGGUAACCGGGCGAGCCCUGCCAGUCCGCGGAUGCCACGUGGUGGCAGCUUCCAGGACAAGAUCAGCUUCUUCGAGCAGGUCUGGUCCAGCGGACGGUCCGGCAGCCCGGAGGACCUGUACCAGGAGAUCGAUGGGAGGCGGCACGGCCAGUUCAGGUCGCCGACCAACCCUAAGACCUCUGCCCGAACCGGCGACUCGUCCUUCGAGGAGAGCUUCGAGAGGCUGGUCGAGGAGGGCGAGCUGAACGGGGCGAAGGUGGUCAAGUUCGAGAAGAUCACCGUCAAGAAGAGCGUCAGGGAGAUCGCCGGCACCGGUGCCUCCCAUCAGCAUAGAGGAUUGACCGAGGCUAGCAGGACACCUAGCGAUGAACACGCCCUCGAGGACUCCGCUUAUCAGAGCCACAGCCACGGAGUGGCUAGCCACGGGAGCAAAUCCAGUUCGGUCACUUCGUUCACGAGGUUCCCGUCGGAGGAGAGCCUGUCGCAGAGGAGGGGCAGCAGCCCCCAGCAGCAUCUCGGACCGGACGAUCGAACGUCGGCCGAGUGGCGUGCCGAGUAUCGGAGCUACGGCUUCCAUAACGCCUCGAGGAUCGAAUACGUGCGCAGCAAGAGCGAGUACGAUGCACACAUCGCCGCGUUUAAAGACGAACAAGAACGAGUACAGAAGAAGACUUUCGUGAACUGGAUCAACUCCUAUCUCUCGAAGCGAAUACCGCCGUGCCGCGUCGAGGACUUGAUCGAGGAUCUUAAAGAUGGCACCCGCCUACUCGCGCUGCUCGAAGUGCUAUCCGGCGAGAAGCUGCCGGUGGAACGGGGCCGUAACUUGAAGAGACCGCACUUUCUUAGCAACGCCAAUACCGCGCUGCAGUUCCUGCAGAGCAAGAAGAUUAAACUGGUGAACAUCAACUCGUCCGACUUGGUCGACGGACGACCGCCGGUGGUGCUCGGCCUGAUAUGGACCAUCAUCCUGUACUUCCAGAUCGAGGAGAACACCAGGGCACUGGAGUAUCUCGGCCACACGUGGGGCAGCCAGAGCAGCCUGGAGAGUCUCAGCACUCAGGGCUCGGCGGCUAGCGAGAGGAAACGCAUCAGCAGCGAGAAAUGGAAGCAGGGGGCGAGGAAGACGCUGCUUCAGUGGGUCACCAACGCUUUGCCCAAGGAUGUCGGUAUCCAGGUCCGCGACUUCGGCGAGAGCUGGCGAGACGGCAACGCCUUUUUGGCCAUUAUCGACGCGAUCAAACAGAAUUUGGUGAACAUCGCGGCCAUGAGAGAAGCUUCGAACAGAGCCCGCUUGGAGACGGCCUUCCAGGUGGCCGAAGUGGAGCUAGGCAUCGCCAGACUCCUUGAUCCAGAAGACGUCGAUGUUCCCCAGCCCGACGAGAAAUCCAUCAUGACGUACGUCGCCCAAUUUCUACACAAGUAUCCGGAACCAGGAUCCACUGCCGCCGAUUGUUUCGCGGCUGUGCAGCAGGAGUACGACGCAUUGUUUAACUGGCUCAGCGAAAGAGUCAGGAACCUGGAACAAUGGGAUAGGACCAACUCUUUCCCGUUGAAUUAUGGAGAUUACCUUGCUUUGAAGACGGACGCUGACAAGCAGCUACUGGUGUACAAUAAGUUGCAACGCCUCGUUGAAACGCCUAGUAUGAUCAGCAUCACCAGAGACUCAUGGAGACACAUACAAACCCUAUGGAACAAUUUCGAAGUUCUUAUGUUACACUGGCUUUGGAGCCUAGACUCAGCUCUUCCAGGCGACUUGGGCGACGCGGGCAGGUGGCUCGCCCGAGCAGAAGCCCUCUUGAUCUCCGACAACGAUAUACCGGAAGAAAUGACGGAGGAAACCGCCAACAUAAUAUCCAAUAAGCUGGAGGAUCACAAGAAGUUCUUCCUCGAUCUGCCAGCGAUGACCGAGAAGUUCCAGACGGCUAGAAAUUCUCAGCUGUCGUUGCACGUGCAGCCUCAACAGCUGAACAACAUGGCGGCGCGUUUCGACAGCCUGCCGGACCGCGCCGCGAAGAGGAGGAUUCGAUUAAAGUUCCUGGAGCACAAGUGUUGCCUUGUCGCUUUCUUGUUCCUAGUUGAGACCAAGCUGAAGAGCUGGAGCGUCAAAUACGGCACCGAGGAGAAGGUGCACCAGAUGCUCGAGCAGUACCGGAACUUCGUGUCGCGGAAUAGAAUCUUCCAGGAGUUCCAGAAGGCCUACUUGGACAUGCAACAGGUCGUCGAGGACUAUAAACGCGAGGGUAAUAUUGACCGAGAGGAAAGCCUAAGCAUCGACCGGUUCAUGAGAGAGACCAGCGACAAGUGGAAGAGCGUCUCCAUGGACCUGCGCUGCGUGCAGAGCAUGCUGGAAGAAGUCGUGGCCUACUGGCGUCGAUGGAAUAUCCUGUCGGACGAAUUUGAAGCUUGGGUGAACCGAGCGGAGCCAGCUUUGAACCUCCCCGAAGAAGAGAAGAUGGAGUUCUUCCAGGACAUCAGCGUUUGGAAGGACAAGCACCAACAGUUGUCGGACACGGUCACUUUUCUGAUUGCUACCUCGGAUGAGCCUGUAGCUCUGCAUCUGAAGCAACGAUACACGAACCUCACGUCGAGGUGGGAGUCUCUGUUCCAAGAAGCGAAACAGUACAUGCACGCCGGCGAUCUGAUCCGGAACAGGAAGGAUUACAGAGCCGGAAUGGAGACCCUGCAGAGCUGGCUGAGGAACGUCGAGUCAGCCUUAGCAUCCACCGACUUGACGACCACAGAAAAGAUCAAAGCCUACGGCGAGAAGCUCCAGGUCUUCCACAACGAAGUAGAGGGUAUCGAGGACCUCUUCAAGAGUAUCAGCAAGAAGUUCCAGACCCUGAUUCAAGAUUUGUCUCGAGACGAGGUGGACAGAAUGAUGAACACGCUGAAGAAGGAGAAAGAAGCCUUGGUCAAGGUUCGAGCCUUGAUCCCGAUGCAGCUGCACCUGUACCACCAACUGCUGGUCCAGCAGGAGUCCCUGGAGGCUGGCCAGAAAGAGAUAGCUGCCUGGCUAGACGAAGCAGAGAGGAUGCUGACGAGUAUAGACCUGUCAGGAGGCAGGGAGCAAAUCCUGGCCCAGUUGGACCGCCACAAAGCCUUCUUCUCAAGAACUCUGUACUACAAGUCGAUGCUGGAGUCCAAGAACAAAGUGUUCUCUAGCAUCGUCAAGUCGGUAGACAGCCAUGCCGACGUUGCUUCCGCCGAGGGAGGAAGAACAUUGAGGGAAUUGAACGACCGGUUCAACAGAGUGUCCCAGGCGGCUCAGGUCUGGGAGCAACGUCUGCAGGAAGCCGUCAGAUGCUGGACCAAGUUCAAGGAAUGCGAGAGACAGGUCUCCGAGUGGUUAUCCGUCGCCGAGACCAUGAUCAACGACAAGCACACCGACAACAGACGGUCCAUAGAGUAUCACAAGAACUUCUUCAGCAACGUUAACGAGAAAUGGAUCCAGGACUUCGUGAAUGCUGGCCAGGACUUGAAGAACAUCCUGCCGAUCGAACAACAAGCUCCAGUCGUGGAAGCCAUCGAGGCCCUGCAGAGACGAUGGAAGGAGGUGCUGACCUUUGCUCCCCUACAUUUGAUGAGACUCGAGUUUCGGCUAGACGAAGCCACGUUCUUGCACUACCUCAAGGAGAUCGAGGUGGAAUUGAACUCCGAACAGCAAGCUCUGAUGAAGAACGACAAUGUAGAGAGUAUUCUUCAAAGGAACAGAGAGUUCUUCGUGAACCGUGGUACCGUGCUGGAAGUGGAGAAGUGUCUGGAGACCUUGAAGAAGAUCAGCAACGCUUACAGCCAGCUGAAACCGAACGACAAGAGUCUGGCCGAAGCUGCACAGAACGCUGAGAGGCUCUGGGAAGAUUCUGCUCAGAGAGUGGAGAGUCUGAGGGAGCAACUGAAACAAGUGCCUCAGCAGUGGGCUGCCUACAAGAAGAAAUUCGAUGAAAUGGUAAGAUGGAUGGACCACGUAGAUAAUAACCUGAGGACCAUACUUCACGAGGUGAACACUUUGGAAGAGUUCGAGGCGGAGAAGACGAUAUUCCAGAAAAUCUGCCGAGAAGCGGACAGCAAACGCGAGGAGAUGAAGUGGUUGGUGCAGACUCUGGACAGCCUGACCUCAAAUCGGUCCGACCACGAGGCUCUAUCGGAGCAGAACCGCCUGGAGCAGCUGAUAACUCGUUACAAGAACCUGAUACCGACGAUAGAGAUCACCAUGACGAAAACGGACAUCUACUCGAAGAGCUACACGUACAGAAAGGAAGUCCGCGAAGUGUGCACCCUGUUGCGCAAGGUCCGCGAGCAGUCGAAGGUCGACGUUGUCUCCGAAAGUCCGGAGACCUUGCAGAGCGCGGUGUCUCAUCAAGAGAGCCGGCUGAGCCAGCUGGAGCAACAGAGGUCGAACAUAGUCAGCAUGCUUCAACGAGGCAAGGAUCUCCUGAAGGAUCAGCACGCUCCUCAGUUCGUGUCCUUGGAGGUGCAGCAGUUGGAGUCCAGCUGGAACGACACCUACGGCCAGAGCGUGGAGACCCUGAAGUCCCUGAAGAGCUCGCAGAAACUCUGGAACACUUAUCUAGAACAGAAAGACGAGAUCUUGAAGCUGAUCGAGCAAGCUGAAGAGGAACUGCGGAAAAUCGAGUCGGCGAGCUACUACGACGCUUCCCAAGUGUCCUCCGACCUCCAGUGCAAACAGGACUUCAGCUCGAGCUUGAGGAAGUCCGCCGAAGAGUUCCUGAAGAAGCUGCGCGAAACUUACGCCAACUUGACGGACAUUGCUCCGUCAGAGAGGAAGGAGGUUCUGAGGAAAGAGAUCACUCUGACGGAGAAGAGGGUGGAGACGACGCUGAAGACGGUCCAGGAGAAGGUUGUGUAUCUUCAGGAGUACAGCACCAGGUGGAACAAGUUCCAGGCGAAGUUGAAUGAAUUGCAGCUCUGGACUCAGCAGAGUCCUCAGUCCAUCGCCGACGCUGAGAAUCUCUCUACUACGCCCGAGGAAGUGGUCUACAGGACUGAGAGGAUUCAGAAGGAGAUCCACGAGAAGAGUAAGACUCUGAAGUUCUUGGAGGAAGAAUCGCAAAAGCUGGUGAAAGGUGACAGCGAAAGCGUCCCGGGCAAGCAACUCCGCAACGACAUCAUAAACCUUGAGAAGACCCUGGAGGCACUGAACAAGAGCAUCGUGGUGCAGAAGCAGACUGCCAUGCAGAACCUGGAGACCUGGAAGGAAUACGAGAAAGGAAUCCAAGGACUGAAGCCUUGGAUGGAGGAGGCGGAAUCGAAGGCAGCUACGAUAGGCAGCAAACCAACGACCUUGGCCCAGGCAGCUCAGAUGCUGGAGACCGCGAAAGCGUUUGAAGUCAGAUGCCAGCAGCACUUCCCUCAGAUCCAAGACCUGUCUUUGGUCAGCCAACGAAUUUCAGGGAAAACAUCAGCGUCGGAUGAAGUGGACGCCGUUCAUACACGUUGGAACGCUGUCCACGACAUAGCAGUUCAAACGACAACGAAAUUGGACAAGCUGGUCACCUCGUGGAACAGCUUUGAAUCGGAGAUCAAAGAGUUCAGUGAAUGGCUACAGAAAUCUGAGAAGUCUGCCCUCGUUGAGCCUAACACUCAGACUCCUGAGGUGUCAGUGCUGGAGAAGGAGUUAGCGAGAUUGAAGGACUUUAACAAAUCCAUCUCUGACCACCAGGCACAAUUAAUAUCCUUGACGCAGGUGUCUGAUCACAUCAGUCACGGUUUGUCCUUGGAAGGAGCCACCAACCUGAAGUCCAGAGUCUCGGACAUCAAAACCAGAGUCAGCAAGCUUGCAGACACCGUUAGGCUCCAGAUCAACAAGGUGUCCGACUCCCUGCUGGCUCGCCAGGAAUUCCAGAUGAAGAUCACAGACUUCGAGAACUGGAUGUCCAGGCUGAGAUCGAACAUCGCGGAGAUUAGCGAGGCUACCGUGGACACUGUGGACACCAACCUACAGGCAGUGCACGCGUACAUCCAAGAGCACUCUGAGAAGCAACCUAGUUUCGCCGCCAUCUACGAUGAAGUCAAGCAACUGUCGUCCAAGGGUUCGGUCAUGGAAGCAGCAGCCCUCGACGAGACGUACACCAACUUGGCAAAGAAGUACAAGGCAUUGGAAGACGACCUGAGGCAGAAGAAGAAAGGUUUAGAGAAGUGGAUCGAGCUGUUGAGCUGGCUGAAUGACGCCAAUGCUCAGCUGAGUCACUGCAAGUACGAAGCAGAGGCUAGGAAACCGACUAUUGCUGAUUUGGAGAGAUUCUCCUCGGAGUUGCAGAUAAUAAAUGAUAAGAUAGAGGGCUGGAAGCAGCACGCGUUGCCUGACAGUGCCAUCGGUGUUGAGAUUCGCGACAAGCAGGGCAAACCUUUGUCCGCGUCGGGUUUACUGAACGAUCUGGAGAACAAAGCGUUAGCGCUGAAGAACGAGAUAUCAGCUAAACGCGAUAGACUGGAAAACCUAGGUGCCAGGUGGAACAACUUCAGAACCCUGCAGCAGAACAUCACAGAGAAGAUACUGAACACCCAGACAGCUCUUCAAGAAACUGUGUACAACGUAGACUCCUGCAAGCAAUUGGCCCCAGCAGUGGACAAGAUAGACCAGCUGAUCGAAGAACACCAGAAGAGGGAGCAAGAGAAGGAGAUUCUACAUUUCGAGGGUAGCACGCUGAUGAAGGAGGACCAGAGAUCGACGACCAACAUCCAGGUUGUUCUAUCGUCUGUCGAUGCUAACUGGGAGAAAGUCAACGAGCUGCUCAGAGAACAGAGGAAGAAAUACGCUGACAUGAACACUGAUUGGAAGGUGUACGAAGAAGCUAGACAGAAGGUGAAGAAGUCUGUCGAAGAAGCGAUCAACCUGUGCCAGUCUGUCAAAGGCAUACCCUACGACAUCACUCAAGCGAAUAUCACUUUGGAGAAACAUAAGAAAGCUCUCGAAGUGUUGAAGAAAGGGAAACAGUUCCUCGAGAAGAUGGACUCUAAGGCCCAACAGAUAACGAAGGAAGCGUCCCUGAUGCCUAGGUUCAAUUCAGACCUGAUAGAAUCCGACUUGAACGAAGUUAGACAGCGCUACCAGGACACCUACAACGAGAUCAGCGAGAAGUUGCAGGCGUGCGAAAGUCAAGUGAUCAUUUGGAAGCAGAUCGAGGAGUCCAAGUCGGAGCUGACCAAAUGGUUGACCAACACCAACGAAGCUCUAACCGUCGCCAGCGAGCGUCAGCUUGACGCUGACACUUGUCAAGCCAGACUCUCAAGGUACCGAGAAGAAUUACCAGGCUACCAGCAACUCUAUCAGAACAUCGUCACCAAGAUCGAGCAACUGAUCAAGUUGAACAACGACGCGGACAUGCCGACCUUGGACUCUCUGCACAAGUUGCUGGACGAUCAGUUCAAACUGGUGAAGAGCUCGGCGGAGAAACUGGAGUCGCUGACGUCGACCAUGAACGAGAGAGAGCGAACCAUCAGACAGGAGAUGAAGAGAUGCGGCGACCAGAUCUCCAAGAUCCGGGAGGACAUAAUCAAAUGCGACGAUCUGACAGGGGAGAACAAGAAGAUCCUCGGCAGGAUCAACAAAUGCCAGGAGCUGAAGACCGAGCUGGAACAGUGCGACUACGCUUUGUCGAAAGUCGAGGAAACCCUGACGAAGAUGUCCACCGAAUAUCCGAGCAUCUCUAGAUCCAGCCUGCCCAAGGAGCUUCAGGCUCUUCAGCUUCGCAGGGACGGCGUUGCCAGCCACGCCAACAAGGUGAUCGCCACCUUGGUAGCGUUCCUGACGAAACUCUACCACGAGAAGUUCAGUGCUCUCCAACGUAUGGUGGUGACCCUGAAGGAGAAGGUUGCCUGGUGCGAACCCGAGCAGAGCAGCGACCGUUACAACCUCGAAGUGAAGAUGGUGUCGUUGAUGGACGUUGAGGCUGGCAUCGCUGACUGCAUCGCCAGGAAAGAGGAUACGGACAAUUCCUUGAAACUGUUAUCUUCCGUCGAGAGUGCCGAAACAAUGGCUGCGUUGAAGGCCGAUCGCGACAGGGUCAGUGCUGACCUUGAAUCCUUGAAGUCCAGCUACAGCAAGAUCAAGAACGACUUGGAGAGGAACAUCGCUCUAUGGCAGCGAUACGAGCUGACAUCGGAGAACGUUUUAUCGUGGCUUAAAGAGAACGAGAACAAGAUCAGAGCCGAAGCCUCGGCGCUGUUGAACCUGGAAGACAUCGAGCAGAAGAUCGCCGAAAUGAGCCAGGUGCAGAAGACGGUGAUGGAAUAUGAAAAGGAGUUGAAGGAGCUGAGUUCUCUUGCGGAUGACAUCACGAAAGUUAGCUCCGAAUCGAGAGUGAACCAGUACAUAGGACACCUGAACACGCGCUACGAGUACGUGCUGAAAUUCUUAGUCCAGCACCUGGACAGACUCAAGGAGCUGAAGGACAACAGAGACCAGUACACGGCGAACAAGAAGAAACUCGAGAAAUGGAUAAGCAAGGCUGAACAGACUUUGAGAGUGUUCGACGAGAUCACCGGUCCUAAGCCGAUCACGUUCUACCAAUCUCGUCUGAAGGAGCUGAAGACCUUCGCCGAGCAGAGGGAAGUGGGCCAAGCCAUCCUGAACCGAACCGCCGAAGCCGGAGAAGCGUUAUUCGCCAGGAUCACGCCUGACCAAAGAGAAAUGAUCAGAACCGAGCUGAGGAACUUCAGGAACCGCGUGGACGCCAUGGCGGAUCGCGCCAACGUGAUCUACAAGAAGAUCGAGAGCGACAUGAUGCACAGAUCCUCUUUCGAGGACAAGUUCUCCCAAGUGAAGCAGUGGCUCGUGGAUGCCCAGAACAAACUAGGAGAGAAGCAGGAGCUGCUGCCUACGCUUCAAGAGAAGAAAUUAGCUCUCCACUUGUACAGAGCUGUCGCGCAGGAUGUCAGUGUUCAUAAGAAUAUCCUGCAGCAGCUUCAGGAUCGUCUGAAGAACGCUCCCGACGACGAUGCCAGUGAAAUGUUGGGAAACGUGAUCGAAGCUUACGAGAAGCUGUCCAACGAAGUGGAGGGAAGGAUCAACAUAGCCGAGAAGCACGUCUCGAAUCACGAGGCCUACCUGCAGACCUUCGAGAAGACUCGUGACUGGAUCAGUACGGUGAUCAACGAAGGGACACCGAUAAUAGAGGACUUCUCGGUAGAGAGAGACACCGCGCAAAGCAAGAUCGUCUCGAUAGAGAACUUGCUGCAGCAGCAAACCGAAGGCGACAGAAUCCUCUCCGAUUGCAACCAGCAGCUGAACAUUGUCCUGGAGCAGACCUCGAUGCCGGGACACCCAGCGCUGCUGACGAACUUCGAGCAGCAGAAGAAGAUGUGGGAGGACUUCCUGAAGAAGUGUGCGGCUGCCAGGGACAAGUUGAAGCAGCUGUUCGACCAGUGGUCGCAGUUCGAGAAGAUCGUGGAGGGUCUGGAGGCCUGGACGAAGCAGAUGGAGACUCAGCUCAAGGAUCAGAGUCUGAAGAGCACCGAAGAGGCGAAGAGGGCUCACCUGCAGAAGCUCAAGUCCCUGGAGGAGAACAUCAUAGCCAAGGGAGCCGAGUUCAACGCGGCGAUCGAGAAGAGCCAGAGCAUAGAGGCUGAAGCGGACUUAGCUACCAGGGUGUCCAGGCUGACGACCAAGUACCAGGCUAUCAAGAACCAAAUAAAGGAGGCGGUGAUGCGGUACGAGCAGUUCGUCAAGGAGCACAACACCUUCAACGUGAAGUACAACCAGCUGUUGCAGUGGAUCCAGGACAUCCAAUCGGAACUGAAGAAGCACAGCGAGGUCGUGGGCGAUUUGUCGGUGUUGCAGAGCAGGCAGAAGCUCAUUCGAGACUUGGGCGACACGAGGACGAAGGAAAACGCGCGUUUCGAGUCGGUGAUCGACCUCGGAGAGAAGCUUUACAUCCACACCUCCCCGGACGGCAGGGAGAUCAUCAGGCAGCAACUGAGGAACCUGAGGUCGCUGUGGGAUGGAUUCUCCGAGGAUCUACAGAACACCAUGCAGAAGUUAGACCAGUGCCUGAUGCAGUUCGCCGAAUUCUCGUUGUCCCACGAGCAGCUGACCGCCUGGCUCAGGGACGUCGAACUGGCGAUGCAUCAGCACACAGAGCUGAAGUGCACUUUGGAAGAGAAGAGGGCACAGCUGCAGAACCACAAGAUCAUGCACCAGGAGAUCAUGUCCCAUCAGACUCUGGUGGAGUCCGUUUGCGAUAAGGCCCAACAGCUGGUCGACCAGACUAAGGACACCUCGUUGAACGUCUUCCUCCCAUCCAUUAAGCAACUGUUCCACAACAUCGUCGCGAAGUCGAAGGCUCUACUGGAGAAUCUGGCCGACUGCGUCGAGAAGCAUAACAGGUUCAACCUGCAGGUGAAGAGCUUCUCCGACUGGCUGAACAGCGAGAGGGACAAGCUCGCCGAAUGCAACGACGUCACCGGCGAACGUGUCGAUAUAUCGAGAAGGUUGGCCACUUUGGCUAGCUUGAAGGACGACCAGAUGCAAGGAGCCGAGCACCUUGGCAAGCUGAAGGAACUCAGCGACUCGGUGAUCAAGAGGACCGCUCCGAAAGGAUGGGACGCCAUUAACAAGGAGAUCACCGUGCUGGAGAGCAACCUUCGUCAGUACUUGGGCGAAAUAGAAUCCGUGGAAGACAAGCAGAAGGCGGCGCUACAGAAAUGGCAAGACUUCGAGGACAAACUGGAGGCACACACGAAAUGGUUCUGCGUGAUGGAGGCCGCCUUCAGAGACCAACAGCUUCAGCCCACUCUGGCGGACAAGGAAGCUCGCCUGCGGGUGCUGAAGGAGAAACGCGACGCCAUAAUGAAAGAGGAGUCCAAGAUCGACGAAUUCGUGGACAAGUCUCACAGUUUGCUGCACGCUAGCGGCGCCGAGCGCAUCAAGCCUCUGAUCUCUCAGAUCAGCAACAGGUACCAGCUGCUGCACGUGCUGAGCAAAGAAGUGGUCACCAGAUGCCAGACCAUAGUGGACGAUCAUCGUGCUUACGGGGAGAAGCUGAAGGCCUUCGAUGGCUGGCUCACUCAGCUCGAGCAGAGUUUAUCAGGUUUGAAGGAGGACGAGAAAGGUGGCAACCUGGACGAGAAGGUCUCGCGCUUGCAAAUACUCUUGGCUGAGAAGGAGCAAGGCGAGCACCGACUGGGCAGCUUGAUAUCCUUCGGAGAGAGGAUUCUCGCGGACACCUCUGCUCAAGGACGAGAACUUAUUCGCCACGAGCUCAGACAGGCCAGAGAACGGUGGGACAAACUGAUCGAAGGCAUAGCCGAGCAGCAGAAGAAACAGGACGCCCAAUCCUUACAACUGUCCAACUAUCAGGAGACGCUUCAGCAGAUCUUGGCCUGGCUGGACGCCAUGGAGAGGUCUGUGAAGCAGGAUUCAUCGAUCACCUGGUCGUCUCUGCAGGAGAUCAAGUACAAGUUGCUGAAGAGCAAGGCGAUGCAUCAAGAGAUCUUGGCCUACAAACGAAUCAUCGAAGGCGUCUCGGAGAAAGCUAACGCGCUGACCUACACGGUCCAAGCGCCGUCGGACGCCAAGCAAAAGGCUGCCUCGGUUUCCGGGAGAUACGAGGACCUGGUCGACAUGUCGCAGAAGAACAUAGCGAACCUGGAGACUCUGCUGGACACUUUCCAACAAUUCUACGACCUCCAGAAAUCGUACCAGGACUACCAGAAGCAGCAGUGGGAGCAGUUAGCCAACUACAGCGACUACACGGGCAACAAGGCUGCUCUUCAGGCGCAACUAACUAAAAUCAUGGAGCUACAGGAUGGUCAAAGGGAAGGAGAGUUGAAGUUGAAUAUCCUGAGUGAACACGUCGCGCAGAGUGCUCACAACCUGACGCCGAGGUCUUUGGAAUCUAUGGAGAGGGACCUGGCUACCUUGAGAUUCGAGCACAAGAAGUUCGCUACAGCGGUGACCGACAUCAUUCGCUGCAUCGAGGAAAGAAUCCAGCAAUGGAGCGAGUACGAGAACUCGUUGGAACGUCUGUUGGCCUGGUUGGCCGACGCGGAAUCCUCCUUGAAGAACUAUUCCCUGAAGAACACUCUCGACGAGAAGCAGGAACAGCUCGAGAAGUACCAGGCACUACAAAAAACCGCCCUGUCGUGGGACACGGAGGUGACGGAACUGGUGGCACUCGGGGACCACCUCGACCAAAUGUUGAUCGUGAAUCUGCGCCAGAACGAAGCGGAAUUCGAUAGGAUGAGCGACGAGUCCUCCGAAUUGAUGCAGAUCAGCGGCGAGACCAGGUUCUCGGCGAGCGUCCAGCAGAUCACUUCGCGUUUCCAGUCUAUCCAAGCUACCGCCAAGGAACUAGUGAAGAAAUGCGAGCAAGCAGUGGGCGACCACGCGGCCUAUCUAGAACGCUACAAGCAAUGCUCCGAAUGGCUGGCGAACGCAAGAACAGCCUACCAGUCCAUCAAAGAAGACUUGAGCGGCACUCGCCAGGAACUGACCUCCAACGUGUCCACUCUGAAGGACCUCCUGUCGCGUCAGUCGGCUGCUACCCUCUUGAUAAACAACACAGUGGAGUCCGGAGAGCGUCUGUACCCAACGACCGGCAUGGAGGGCAGAGAGAUCGUCCGCCAGCAGCUGCUGGACCUCCAGCAAGCCUUCGAGGAACUUUACGACGGCAUCUCGUCGACCGAGCGGGAGCUGCAGUCGAAGAUCUCGAGGUGGUCAGGAUUCGACGAGUCGAACGAGGCGUUCGAGAACUGGCUGAGGACCAUCGAGACUCAGCUGAACCCUGAGAUCGAACUGAAGACAACGCUGGACGAGAAACGAGCCCAGCUGCAGAUCUACCGCACUUUCCUGCACGACGUUCAGUCCCAUCAGCAGGAUCUGCUCGAUCUCCGCGACAAGGCCGAUAAUCUUCCCGAUUCGACGGACAAAGUGCACCAGACCCUGCGGAGACUGAACGAGAGGCACGCGGCGGUGCUGAAACGCGCUGCAGCGUUCGUCGAGAGAUACGAAGGGAUCGUCAGCGACCAUCAGCAGUACAGCAAGGCUGUCCUGGACACUCACGAGUGGCUGGACGCGACUCACAACGCCGUCAUGCUGUGGGGCGACACCGAGAUCGAAAGAGUGUCGCUCCAUUCGAACCUGGACCGUUUGAAGAACCUUCUGCAAAGUCUGCCGGAGGACAAGCCCAGGGUUCAACAAAUCAGGAGCCUGGGCGAGAAGGUGAUACCUGGCACCUUGGAGUCGGGGCAGAUCAACAUUCGCUCUCAGAUCGAUUCGUCCCAGCAGGAAUGGGAGAGCCUGGUCACCGCUGUCACGUCGACUAUAGAGUCCCUGGAGAACAAGCUUCAACAGUGGAACGAGUUCGAGACGUCUAAAGAGAGGUGUCUGGCUUGGAUGCGGGAGACCGACACCAAGCUCCACGCGGUGGACCUGAAAGCGACUCUCCAAGAGAAGAAGGAUCAGUUCGAGCUGCUGAGAACUCUUCAGGGCCAGGUCAGAGCGAAGGAACUGGAAAUCGAUGCGGUCACCGAGAAGGCUCAGCAGCUGCACAAGAACCUGACCUCCAGGACGACUCAGAUGUCCGAGCUGAGCAUCAAGUAUCAGCAGAUCUCCAACAAGGUGAAGGAUCGCAAUUCUCGUUGGCAUCAGUACGUGACGACGCACCAGGAAUUCGACAAUCAAGUGGCAGAGUGCACGAGAUGGUUGGACGACAUCAGACAGAAGCUGGCGUACUGCUCCGACCUCGGGGCGUCCUCUCAGAAAGACCUGGAGAACAAGAUGGUGAUCGUGCAACAGCUGUUGCUUUACAAGGAGGACGGAUUUGGUAUCGUUCAGGACAUCGUGGAGCUAGCCCAGGCUGUCCUGGCUAACACCGCGCCGACAGGGCACAAAGCCAUCAACGACGCGGUCGGAAAGCUUCAGGAACAAUGGAGCGCGUUAGCGUCGAAGAUGCUGGAGACGAAGACCAACUUGGACGACUCUAUCAACAAAUGGGCUGGACUCCUAGAGCAGAUCCAGUCUAUGAACAAGACGGUGGACUACAUGCAGUCCGCUCUGAACGACUUCUUGCCCUUCCAGACCACCAUGUCUGAGAAGAGGUGUCAACUGGAACGUAUAAAGGCCCUCGAAGAGAAGGUUCGUUGCGAGAACAUCGAAGUGGACAGCUUGAAGAUCAAGGUGGCCGAGAUGAUAGCCAGUGGACCUCAAGGUUUAGCUGCCUCCGAGGCUCAAAGUAUCCUGAGCAGGUUCGACGCGUUGUUCGAGAAGAUCAAAUCGCUGCUCGCCGAGAGGGAGGAACAGUACAAGGAUCACAGACUGUACAAGGAAGCUCACGACGACAUCAUCAACUGGCUGAGCAGAGCUCGCGAGAAGAUCCCGUCUAUGAAGCAAAGGCCUCUCAGCGAUAAACUGGCGAUAGAGAAUGCUGUGGCUCCCUUGGAGAGCUUGCUGAACAAGAAGGCUCAAGGUGAACUGUUGGUGGAACAUCUCCAGCACACUGGGAAGGUCGUCUGUGCCAGCACCAGUCCUCAGGGGCAGGAAAUCAUCAAGAACGAAGUGAAGGCUCUGACGCAGAGCUUCGAGGAGCUGUUCAGAGAAAUCAAGCAACAGAAGGACCAACUGGAGCAGACCGUCACCCAAUGGCGCGACUACAAGGACGAGUACGAGCGUCUCAGCGACUGGUUACAGCAGUUCGACAUCUUGAUCAAGGCGCAGAAGAAUUCCCUGCUGCCGAACGUCGCCGAGAAGGAGAAGCAGGUGCAAGAGGUCAAGGAGAUCCUGGAGAACCUCCUGAAAGGUCAGGAACAGAUCGACAGGUUCAACAAGACGGCGUCGAGCCUUCUGUCCUCUCACCUGGACACCUACAUAAACAACCAACUGCGUCACCUGAACUCGAGAUACCAGGUGCAAGUGAACUUAGCCAAGGACGUGUUGAACAAAGUGGAGACUAACUUGGCCCAGCACAAAGAGUACGAGGCUAACCUGGCGAAAACGCGCGCGUGGAUCGAGAACGCGAAGCAGAUCAUCAGGAAGGGCACGGAAGCGGCUUCCACCAGCAGCAGGGAGGAGCUGCAGAACCGGCUGGACAAUAUUCAGGAGCUGCUCAGGAAGCGAGAGGAGGGUCAGAACCUGGUGCACCUGACGGUGAACUGCGGCGAGAAGGUGAUGAGGAACACCAGGUCGGACGGCCGCGAGGAGAUCAACGCGCAGCUGAAGGAGAUCCAGAACGACUGGGAGAGGCUCGUCAAGAAGAUCUCGACGACGAAAGUGCACCUGGAGACCAGCCUGCUUCAAUGGGCCGAUUACAGCUCCUCCUAUUUGCAGCUGCAACAAUGGAUCAACGAUCGCGAGGCCAAGUUGCAGCAAGUCUGCGAGCAGAAGGUGUCCAAGGCCAGGAAAGGCUUAGCCGGUCUCAGCUCGUUGGCCAUUGGCGAACGAAAGGCCAACUUGCGGCAAACGAACAGCAUCGUCCAAGACAUCGUCGCCUUCGAGCCGAUGAUACAGUCGGUCACGACCAAGGCCGAGGACCUACGGCAAGCCACGCCGGCUACCGAGAUCUCGAUUAAGUACGAGACACUCAGCAAACAGGCGCAGGAGUUGUACGCUAAGCAGAAGGAGACUGUCGAGCUGCAUCAAGCCUUCAUCGACAGCGGCAACGAGUUCAUCCAGUGGAUCAGGGCGGCCAAGGAGAGGCUAGGCAAGUGUUCGGAGCCUACCGGCGAUAAGGAGUCGCUGGCCAACAAGAUUACACAGCUGAAGGUGCUGCAGAGUGAGCUACCGGACGGUCAGAAGAAGCUCGAGCAUGCUUUGGAGCAGGGCAACGCCGCUUGUCAGAUCGCGAACGAGGAGGACAAGGAGAUUAUCGAGGAGGAAGUGGCGUUGUUGCAGGAAGAGUACGACAGCUAUGUGGACUCGCUGAACAACACUAAGAGCUUGCUAGAGAUAGGAAUAGUGAAGUGGACCGAGUACGAGGAUCAAUUCUCCGAAGCUACCGAGUGGCUCACGCAGACCGAGCAGCUGGUGCAAUCGUUUAAUAAGCUUCAAGACAGCCUGGAAGAGAAGAAGAAUGUUCUUGAGCAAUUCCAGAUUCACCUGCAGACAUUGUUCGACUGGCAGAAGGAGCUCGAUCGUUUGAACAUGAAAGCUCAGAUGUUGCUGGAGACUUGCGCCGACACCAGAAUCUCUAACGCCAUUACCCAGCUGACAACGAAGUACAACGCUUUGCUGUCUCUGGCGAAGGAGAUCAUGAGACGACUGGAACUUCAUUAUCAGGAACAUCAACAACACAACACUCUUUACCAAGAAUGCCAGGACUGGAUCGAGAGAACUCGAGACAAGCUUGGCGAGUGCAAGGAAAUCCCUAGCACUCUCGCCGAGGUGAACAACAAGCUGCACACUUGCAAGGCGAUCAGACAAACCUUGGAACAGGGUCAGAACAAGCUGAGGUACGCUCUCGAGUUGAAGGAGAAAGUGAUCAUGAACACGGAGCAAAACGGCGCGGCGAAGAUCCAAGAGGACACCGAGAAUCUGAAGACGGAGUUUGAAAGGUUGCUGGUUAACGUGGAGGACAUCAGACAGAAAUUGUCCGCGAGGGCAAGCGCUCUGGAGGAGUUGAACAAGAUUCACAGGCUCACCACCGACUGGAUAGAGGAGAUCGAAGGGAAGAUUCAACCCGGUGAAAUGUACAAGAACGAUCUCAGCGAGAAACGAGCCGUCCUGGAGAAGUAUAAGACUGUUCAGAGGGACAUCCAAGGUCACGGGGAGACUGUCGACCGAUUGAAAGCUCGGCUCGCCGAGGACUCCAGCAUCCCUGUGGGUCCAUACCAGUCUACUAUCGCUAAAUACAACGAAUUGAACAAGCUGAUCUCUGAGAAGAUACGAAACCUAGAAGAGCAGGUGAACGAUCACGAGAAGUUCCAGCAGGCUCUGAACGAGGCGUCGGACUGGGUCCGUCACACGAAGCUAGAGCUACAGCAGCACUGCGACACCCACGGUGAAAAGGAUCGAAUCAUCGAGAGGGAGAGCAAGGUCAACCAAAUCGUCGCCUCCCUGCCUCGAGGAGAGGCUCUGAUCUCGAAGGUGAUCCAGCUGAGCGACGGCGUGAUCGCCAGCACAGGCCCGGAGGGCCAGGAAACCAUCAAGCAGGACGUGAAGCAGCUGCAAGCCAACUGGAAGUCCCUGCAAGCGCAGUGCCACGAGUCCCAGAAGACAUUGUCCAACUGCAUCUCCAGCUGGUCGCAGUUCACUGCUGCUCUGGACAGCAUGAAGAGAUGGAUAGAUCAUUUCCAGAAGAAGGUCAACGACGAACAGUCGAAGGAGAACAAGACGCCCGAGGAUCUGGUCCGGUGCAAGAGUCUCGUGGAAGAGGCUGUCCAGCAGAAACCAGUCCUCGAAGACUUGAACGACAAGUGCGAAGCUUUGCUGGAGAUGAGCGCUUGCAGCUGGGCUCGCGACAAGACCGUGCAGCUGCAGUCCGCUUACACCUCGUUGCUGACCGACAUGCAGGGACUGGUGUCGAGGGUGGAGAAGAACUUGUCGGACCACACGGAAUUCCUGAAGGCGAAGAAGGAGAUGGAGGAUUGGCUGCGCAUCGCUAAAGGCUCGGUGCAGGAUUGCAUGGGCGUUGGUGACGCCGAGUGGGCAAAAGAUAAACUCGAGACUAUUAAGAUCGUCGCUACGCGGAUCACCGAGGGCCAACACCUCCUUUCAACCCUACAAACCGCCUUCACUAAAGCGAUAGACACCGCAGUCCCAGAACAACAAGAGCAACUGAGAUCAGACAUGGCAGGACUGCGUUCCAGCUGGGAGCAGCUGAGCAUAGACCUGAACACGGUCCAGGCGCAACUGAAAUCCCUGUUGACUCGAUGGGACGACCACGCCGAGGCUCACGAGAAGCUCAAGUCCUGGCUGGAGGAGACCCAGAAGAGCAUCAAAGACCUGCCGGACACCAAGGGAGAAUUCGGCGACAUGAAGACGAUGCUGGAGAGGUACAAGCACAUCCAGGAGGAAGUCCGAGGCAAGAAGACCGAGCUGGACCACCUGAUGGAGGAGGCUAAAGAGCUGUCGAAGCUCGCGAAGAAGAACACGCCUCUGGACCAGACGAAGGCGCUGCUGAAGCAGUGGCGUAGCUUGAGCGACCGCGUGGACGAGAGGAAGAAGAUGAUCGAGAACGAGAUGCAGGAGUACAACGCGUACCACGCGGCUCUCCAGGAGACGGAGAAGUGGCUGCUGCAGAUCUCCUUCCAGCUGAUGGCCCACAACUCCCUCUACAUCACCAACAAGGAGCAAACCGUGUCGCAGAUCAAGCAACACGAGACUCUUCUCGGGGAGAUCGAGAACUACACCAGCGUACUGGACGACCUGAAGGUGAAAGGCAACGGCCAGAUCGGUCGCUACGUAGCGGUGAACCCGGAGAUCAAGAACGUGAUCGAGACUCAGCUGCAGAACGUCCAGGAGAGCUACAAUUCCCUGUUGAACACUGCCCUGCAGAUCAAGAAGCGGUUGGCCGAGUCGCUGGUGAAAUUCCAGGAGUACGAGAACACCCUGGAGAGCGUCAUGAGGAACUUGAACCAGUACGAGCUGGAGAUCGCGCAGGAGACGGAGGCUCCGAUGGACACUCUCGAACAGGCGAAGGAGAGGUUCGAGAACGCCAGAGCGUUGCACAACAAGCUGCAGAGCGAGAAGACGAGGCUGGCUUUGGCCGUCGAAGCCUGCGAAGCUGCGGUGGCUUGCGUGUCCAGGCCUGGCAGUCCUUUGGACGCUCCGCCCGUGCAGAUCCCGGCGAGAGAGGUCGAGGUUAGGACCAAGCUGGAGGAACUCAUCGAUCAGGCUCAAGGACACUUGAUGAACGUCACGAAGUCCCUGAACGAACUGGAGGAGCAGACCAGGCAGAAGAACGCUCUACGAGCCUGGAUCAAUCAGCAACGAGCUCUCUGCGCCGAAUGGAAGUCCAGGCCGGCGAAGCUGCGAUCCGAGGCGGCACACGCCGAGCUCCAAGCGAUGAACGACCUGCUGGGGAACGUCGGUGAACGUCGAACUCACGCGAUGACCGAGCUCUCGCUGAACGAAGACGAUCAAGACAUCGAGGAGAACCUGAACAAGCUGGAGACGGAGCUGACGGACGCCAUCGCCGGGAAACAGGCAGCCCAAGAGCUGAUCCAGAAGUAUCGAUCGCAAGUGCAAAACAUUCAGUCCUGGCUGGAUGCUCUGUCGAAGAAGGUCGACGUGAUCGAGAAGGGCAACGGCCAGACGAUCGCCCAGAAGAUCUCGAACGUGAAGGAGAUCACUGGCGAGUUCGAGUCCCAGGGACCCGGCAGGCUCAACGAGGUGAAAAGCCUCAGCGAGCAGGUGAUGGACUCUGUGAGCAACCUGGACUCCCAGCAGAUAGAGGAGCAGAUCAAAUCGGUGGAGAGACGGUACGCUGACAUCGCUAAGAAGCUUCAGAGGAAGGCGCAGGUCUUGGACAUGACCGCGCAAGGCAUAGAGUCGACCAAGCAGGAAAUAGAUGAGAACAGGGACUGGAUACAGCUGAAGAAGCAGCAGGCCACUCUGUCGGAGCCGGUCGGCUACGACAGCAAGCUGGCGGAGGAGAAGCUGCUCGCUUUGAAGGCGAUGUUGAAGGAAGCCGAGGGCAAGCAGAUGGUGAUCGACACGCUAGAGAAGCGGGUGGGCAACAUGCAGAACGAGCUGGAAGCCAACGAACAGCAGCAACUGGAGAACGAGACGAAGGCUCUGCGAGGAGAGCAAGCAGAGCUCUGCAACAUCUUGACAGAAGGGAUCUCCAGCGCCACGGCCGCAGCCGACGCUCGCCGCAAGUUCGAGGCGGACCUGGAGCGGGCCAAAGCUUGGAUCAAGUCGAAGAGCAACAACUUGAAGAAACUCAGCGGUUACCUGCCGCUGAAAGCCUCGAAGGUCGAGCAGGACAUCGAGCAGCACGGAGAACUGGAGGCCGACAUCGAUUCCUUCAGCGAGAAGGAUCUGAACGAUAUCUUGAAGCAAGGGAACAACUUGCUGAAGGAGUGCAGCGAAGAGGAUCGGGCUAAGCUGGAAGCUAUCUUGGAGGAGUUGAGCAAGGACUACGAUGACUUGAAGAACGAAGCGCAGGAGAAGCAGGCGGCGCUGGCGGAUUUGCUUCAGGGACGGAAAGCGUUCGAGAGCGAGAUCGACAAGUGUCAGAGGUGGAUCAACGAAGCUGAGGUUGCCACUUCUUCGGACCUGAGGACGUCUAGCAUCGAUAUUCUGCGAGAGCAGCUGGCUAAGUACGAUCGCCUAAGGAAGGAAGCGAAGGAUUACUCGGACGACAUCGAGAAGAUUCUGCAGCAAGGGAAGUCGAUCCUGCCCACGGUCAGCGACGCGGAUAAGCUGGAACUCUCCGAGCAGCUGCAGAACAUGAAGGAAGCCCACGGCAGAGUAGCUGGGAUCAUCAACGAACGAGCCCAGGCUCUCCAGAAGAACAUCAACGAGGCCGAGGAGUCGUUGGCUCGCGUCGCCGACGCUGUGCAGUACAUGACAGACGUCCAGAAGGAGCUUCACGAGCUGAACAAGCCUAUCGGUUCCCGAGUCGAAGACGUGGAAGCCAUGCUGAACGCUUACGAGAGGAUCCUGAACGAUCUCAAGGACAACAAGGCGAAACUCUGCGACCUGGGAUCGGUGAACGUGGCGGACCUCCACGGUGUGCUCACUCAACAGGACGAUCUGAUAAAGGCCAUCGAGUCUCAGAUAGCGAAACUUCGGCAACUGCUGCUGCUAAGACAGCAGUUCAUCGCUUUGAUCACCGAGAUCACCACCUUCAUCGCCAAGUACACGGAAAUCGUUCGGGACAUCGAGAACUCUGGCCAGCCUAUCGAGGAGAAGAUCAAAAGGUACGACGAUGCGAUUCUGAAGAUCCAAGAAUGCGAAGCUACUCUGGCCAGCGCGACCGACAAAGGUCAGCAGAUCGCAGCCGAAGGAUCGUCGGUGGACAGGAACAACAUAACGGAACAACUGCAAUCGUUGAAGCAGCAGUUGCAGGGCCUGAGGAGAGCGGUGGAGACGCAGAGAGAGCAGCACGAGUUGGCCGCCGCGGAGCACAAGCGACUGGCGAAAGAGCUGGCCGAGAUUCUUCAUUGGUUGGAGGACAAAGAGAAGGAAGUGAAGUCGAGGCCUCUUUUGCAGAGAGACCCCAGCAGCGUGGAAGGGGAAUUGAAGAAGCAUAACGAGCUUUGCGAGGCCGUCAACGAGCAUUUGGACAGGAUCAAGAAUCUGAAGAAUUCUAUACCCUACGAGGAAGGCAUGCCUGGAUCGUUGAAGGAGAUGCUCAGCGAAGCUGUGUCGCUGCUAUCGUCUCUUCCCAGGGAAAUGGAGGAACGUGGUAAUUACCUGGAGAGUAAUAUGAAGAUGCGACAGGAAUAUGCCGCGCUCACCGAGAAACUUCAGGGCUGGGUCCGAGAGGCGGAGAUUCGGCUGGAGAGUGGCAAGGACGGACUCGACUUUGAGAAUAUUCUUAGCGAUCUGGAAGAGCACAAGAUUUACUUCAGCAGUGAACCAUCUAUCCGCGAGUUAGUGUCUCAGCAGAUCCAACAAGCGGCUGACAAGAUCUGGCCGUCGUUGACCAACUCCGAGCAAGAAGAGCUGUCCGCCGAGCAACAGCAACACACUCAAUUGCUAAAGAACACUCUAAACACCGCAAAGUCGCAACGCGCUAGACUGGAACAGGGCGCUGAGACCUGGAGAGACUACACGCAAACGUUGGAACGUGUACGAGCUGUUAUCUUGAGGACCAGGUUCACCGAUGAACCCGUCACUACGCUGGCUGGCUUGCAGUUCAACAUUCAGAAGAUCACGCAUGCUCUAAACGACAUACAGAAUCAGCAGUUCGAACUGGAUCUCCUAAACGAACGGGGUCGAGAGGUCCUCGAGUUGGCGGACGCGAGCAACAAGAAAACGAUAGAGUCCCAACUCUCGGAGGUCGGCGCCGAGUGGAAAGAACUGAUUUCCGGUCUGGAAGGUCGCAGGGACGCACUGGAAGCUCUCGCGAAACACUGGGAGGAGCUGGAAGCGCAAUGGUCGCUGAUCGAGUCGAAACUCAACGCCACCGAAGAGAAGAGCAAGCUCGUGGACACGAUAAUCCGCUCGAAGCAGCAUCUGCAAGACACCAUGAAAGUUCUACGUGAAUUAGUGGCAGAAUCGGAGAAGCUGAAACCAAUGAUGGAAGAAGUGAGAGACCUGGCAGGACCUGUUCUCGCGUACCUCGCAGUCUUCACCGAAGCUCCGGCGCGCGUUCUGGAGAAGAAACUCGACAAAUUGCAGGGUUCCGUCGAAGCGCUCGUCGAAUCCCUGCAGAAGAAAUCCCAGAAGGCGGACGAGGACUUGGAGGCGUUCGAGGGGACCGAGCGCGAGAUCGAGCAGCUGAGGAAGCGUCUGAACGAGGCGCGCGACAGCGCCUCGAGUCUGCACGUCUUCGGCCCGGACCAGGACGCCGCGGAGCGGUCCUUGGAGGAGCUGCGCUCGACCGUCGAGGAGCUGCUCGACGCGGCGAAGAAGUUCUCAGGAAGCACUAAGGCGCGGUACCAAGCUAGCCAGCAGCUAGUCCCGAGCGAUCUUGCCCAGCACCUGACGGGCCUUGAGCUGUGCGCGGAGGCGACCGGCCAGGUCAUGGAGGAGAAGCAGCGCGAGCAGAAGCGCGCGAGGACCGUCCGCUCGGACUACCUGACCGACCUGGACGAGGUCCAGGCGUGGAUCAGGCAGGCGGAGCUCAAGGUCCAGGACAGGUCCAUCGAGCCCGGCCCGCUCAAGGAGCAGCUGAAACAGGUGCAGGACGAGCUGGGCACGAUCACCGACAAGCUCGAACGAUUAACGAGGAACGGUCGCACCAUCGCCGAGAACACGAGGGACGACACCGAGAAACAGCUGAUCGACAGCACCGUGCACAACGUCACCGAACAGCUGAACCAAGUCAGGACCUGGCUAGACGAGAGGAAGCAAGUCGUCGCGGACACCAUCGACGCCUGGCAGAGGUUCUUGACGCUCUACGAGGCCGUCAAGGCCUGGACCGAGGAGAAGAGACAGUUCCUGGUUGAGCCGCUCAAGCUCAGCACCCUUGUGCAGGCCAGGCAGAGGCUGCACGAGUACUCGACAGCCGUAAAGAGCUGCAAGCAGAUCAACAGGAAUCUGAGCGAGAUGGGGAAAGAGCUCGAGAAUAUCGGUCAGAUCUGCAGCGUGGGCGACUUGCCCGAGAAACUGUUGGAGGCCGAGGAGGCUAAGGUUCAAGUCGAGGGUCAGCUGUUGGAAAGGAACGCUCUGCUGCAAGAGACCAGCGAGGAAUGGGAGCAGUGCGAGAGAAAGAUGAAAGAGGUGAAGUCGUGGAUCGAGAAGGCGAGGCAGAGCCUCGAGUCGCCGCAGAGCAAAAAGAAACCGCUCAGGGAUCAGCACAGCGUGCGCGAGAAAAUGCUCAGCGACGUGGCGAUACAGAAAACGAAAAUCGGUAUAUCGAUGGAGAAGCUUCAGGUCCACUUCCGCUCCGGUAUCGGGGGGGACAGUCGAAUCGGCGAGACCGUCGACGAACUGCUCGCCGAAUUGGACACCCUUCACGGCACCGUCAAGGAACAGACGGCGUCCUUGGAGGCUUGUCUCACACAGAUCGAUCAAUACCAACAGGAGAUACAGCAGCUGAGGCAGCAGAUCAUGCAGGUGGAGCAGCAGCUGAGGACGGUGCUCAGCCCCACGUACCUGUCCACCGACAAGGAGAAGGCAUUGCAGGAGCAACAGAGCCUGCAGCAAAGGAUGGACGAUUGGAGGCAGCGCGUGAAGACACUGCUGGAUCAGAUAUACGCCGUGGACCCGUUCUAUGUCCAGAGCAACGAGUGCCGGCUGAUCGGGCAGGUCUCGUACGCGGACAUCGCGGCGGGCCGCACCAGCCCGAGCUCGAGGGGUUCUAGCCCGUUCAGAAACCCUCGGGACGAGGCCCUGCCGUCCUCGCCGCUCGCGGUGCAGCUGCUCAGGCCGACCAUCCACAAGCCGAUCGCCGAGCGAGCGCAAGACCGCUCGAGAGCCGCCGAGGCGGACGUUCCUCGGGAGGAGCAGGCGAAGAUCGAGCCGCCGAUGGAACAGAGGGAGCCCGAGGCCAGACCGAGGAGCCAGCACGUGUCCAAGAUGGACACUGCGGACGCCAAGCAGAGGCCUCAGACUAGAAGAUCAGCCAGAAAGGAAACCUCGGAGCCCGUCAGAGAAACUGUCCGAGAAUCCGUCAGAGAACCCGUCAGAGAACCCGUCAGAGAACCCGUCAAAGAGACGCCGGAGAAAGAAGCGAUUCCAGAGAGAAGAAGAGAGCCGUUGUCGCUGAAGAACACCUUGGCGCCCAAGGAGGAAAGGAGAGGCAGGUCAGCCAGUCCUAUCUGGAUGCCGGGGUCCACGUCCUACGCUGACAUCCUCCGAGGCAGAGCCAGCGCUUCCAGAAGUCCAUCCGUGGAAGCCAACAAGUACGCUUACUCGGCGAAAGACGUCGAGACGCAGAAGACCGAGCAGGUCGACGUCCAGCCGGAGAAGGUGGACUCCAAUGUAGCUAAGCUGGAAGAGGUCGAGCAGACCGAGGAGCAACAGAGUCCGGUGGCGGAGAGCUACCAGAGCCAGCCUGAAGUCCCCGCUAUGAAGCCCGAAGACAUCGCUGACAGCCAGAUCAGGUGGGCCGACGAACCCCUGGAAGAGUACAACUUGCUCAACGAGAAGACCUACGAGGCCAGGGCGCAAGUGCCCGAGGUGUACAAUUACAUUCACCCGCCGAUGCCCGAGCUGGUCGGCUUCAUCGGCUCGCAGAUCGCCUAUCCCGUCAGCUCGUACGUGUACAUGCCGACCGCGCCGCCUCCGCAGGUCGCCCUGCCGCACUACGAGCAGCAGAUGCCGUUCCCCGCCGAACAGUACGUUCCCCAGCCGGCCUACAUCCCCGACGCCGAGAUCUAUCAGCCUAACCAACUGCAGAAGCACCAGAGGCAGCCCAGGUUCAAGAACCCCGUGAAGAAUCCUCCGAUGCUGGUCCAGAAUCCGGAGGAGAAGUGCGUCCCCAGCCCAGCACCCGUGACCCCGGACGUCCAGGCCGUGGUCCAAGCGCCGGUUCAACCGGUGGAGCCGGUGGAAGCUGCCAAAUCGGAGCCCAAGGUUCAGCAGACCGAGGUAGCUCAAGCUCCGGAGGCGACGGCCAAGCCGAAGCCGCAGGCCGAGAGCAAGGCGUUCUCGUACGCGCAGAUCCUGUCGCAGGGACUCAGUCCUCGCGCGCAGCCCGCGGCGCCGAGCGCGCCGAGCGCGCCGACCUCGAGCAUGACCAGCUUCGCGGUGAGGCAGACGAAGGAGCGGUCCAGGUCGCCCGUGAACUCGAGCUCGUCGUCGAUACACGAGUCCACGCCGCCCAAGGAGGCCAGGCAGACCAGAGAGUCGUCCGUGGCGAAGCAAGAGAGGAAGGAAGAGGUAGCCUGGGAUACCACGCGGAAGAGGGAAGCGAGGAGGGCCCAGCAGGACCCGCAGAGCUCGAAGAAGAGUCGGCAGGAGACUCCGUCCGUGGAGAAGAGAGGUCGCAGGGCGCCCGAGCAGUCGAAGGAGAGGGCUCAGGGGGAGAAGAGCAGCCAGGCGAAGGCUGGAGGGAAGAAGCUGGUCGCCAGAGACGUUCCCGAGGAGGUCAGUCCUUCGAGGAGCAAGGAGGUCGAAGUGCAACCGGCGAGGAAGGACGACGCCGAGGAUAAGCCGGCCGAGGAGGAGAGGAAGCCGGAUCAGCAGGACAAAGGUGAGGCUCAGCAGGACAGGGCCGACGGGCAGCAAGAGAAGAAGCGAAGGACGAAGAAGAAGAAGGCGGAGAAGAUGGACGACGAGAUCGAGAAGGCUCUCAGGGAGAUCGAGGACAUGGACAAGCAGAAGAAGGGGCAGAAGGACAAGUCGAAGGAGCAGGGCAAGCCUAAGGAGCCUGCGGCGGACAAGGCUAAGGAAGAAAUCGAGAAGAGGAACGCGAAGGCUAACGACAAGAAGAAGCAGGGCAAGCCGAAGGUGGAGUCGAAGAGAGACGGACCGGUGGACACCGUCGUCGCGGAGACGAAAGCGGCGAAAGGAGUUAAGGAGAAGGAUUCGGAGAAGAGCAAGGAGGACGCUGAUGUCAGAGAAAAGGAGAAGGAAGCGAGUGCGGAGGCAGAGUCGGAGACGAAGAAGCCCGAAGUGAAAAUAGAUGCUACUAGCGAGACGAAGAAGGCGGAGGCGAGAGAAGAGAAGACUCAGAAGGAAUCUGGCCUGAAGAAGAAGCAGAAGAAAAAGAAGGAGGCCAGCGCGACGAAGGACACGUCGCUCGCGGAGGCCGCGAGACACGAGAAGAAUGAAGGCGAGCUGGACGAAGCGAAGAAAGCGACCGCUGUCGAUGAUGCCGCGAAGGAAGAAGUUAAAAAAGAGGAUGACGGUAAAGAAGCAGAGGCUAAAAUUACGGACACGGUGCAGGCUAAAGAACCAGUGCCCCCGAGGACUAAAGAUAAAUCGGCGAAGGAGGAGAAACCGGCUAAAGAUACUGCGGAAACGAAGAACAAAGCGCAGGCCGAGUCUAAAGAUAAAGCCGAGGCUAGAGCUCAGGCUGAUAAGUCUAGAGAGCAGGAGAAAUCGAAGCCGGCGAGAGAGAAUGUCAAAGGGAAGGACAAGAAGAAGCAAUUGCCUGCGAAGCCGAGUCAGAAGGAUGCUGACGCGAAGCUGGAAGAACAAUCUCGGGUGGCAGAAUUAUUGGUGGAAGCUGUUAAAGUUGAUGAGAAAUCGGAGGAAGCGAAAGAUGGUAGAGCUGAGAGCAAGGAAGAGGCGAAAGCGCAAAGCGACUUGAAAGAGGAGAAAGGUCGGAAAGAUAAGAAGCCUGCGAAGGAGGCGGCGAAGGGAAACGAGAAGCAGAAGAGUAAAAAUCAGAGGAGAGAGGAGAUAAAGGUAGAGAAAAUGUCGAAGGACAUCGAAGAAGAAGAGAAGGCAGCUAUCAGUCAGCUGGAUCAAGCGAUCGAAUCCACCAUUGAAAGUGCAGGAAUUAUUGAGCCAGUGGAGUUGAAGGAACCUGCGAAACCGGAUGCACAGAAAGCAGACAGCACGAUAAAGGAAGAAGUAACUAACAAAGAAGAGAAAAACCCGGACGAUGCGAAAGACACGAAAGAAUUCAAGAAAGAACCGCCUCAAGAAAUGAAGAAAGCUGAACGUAAAGGAAAGAAAUCUAAGAAAGAACCGGUUGAAGCGAAGGAAGUUUCUGAGAAGGAAGUGGCAAAGGUCGUUGAGAAGCAGGCGAGCUCAGGAAAAUCCAGCGAGAAACCUGUGGAGUUAGAAUUAAAGGAGAAUUUAGAGCCUGAGCCACAGGUUCAGAAGAGAGAGGACUCGAAAGCUACCAUAGAAACCAUAGAAAAAGAUAAGCCGAAGGAGAAGAGUUUAGCGAUAGAAGAGAAGAAACGAAUAGGAAAGGAAGUCGUAACACAGUUAGCAACUACUAAAGAGAAACAGGAUAUUGCCAGUGAGAGCAAGGAUGUUUCUCUGAAAGACCAAGUGGAGAAAGAAGUAUCUAUUCCUGAGACUGUUGUUUCUGAGAAACUCCUAGAAAACGUAAGUCAAGUAGAACAGGUGACAGUUUCCGAGGGAAUCGCUAAAAGUGAUAUUCAAGCUGAAGCAGUACUUAACGAAGCGAUUAACGUUGCACAAGGUAAACCUGAUGUACAAGUAGACAAAGAGAAGUCGACUGAAAAAGUUGUUCCUGUAGACAAGCCAGUAGAUACAGCUACUAUUCCUGAUAAACGUGGCGCAGAAGCUACUUUGUCGAGCUCAGAAGCAGCGCCAAGUACAGAGAAGAAAGUUGAGGCGCCGAUUAACUUAGUAGAAAGAAAAGAAGAAGUUCCUGUUGCUUCCGAAGCUGCUAAGACACCGGUAGAAGAGGCGAGCGUAGAAAAAGCUGAAGCUACGCAAAAGCAGAAGACUGACAGCUCCGCGACCAAGUCUAAAAAAUCGAGCAAAUCGAAGGACAAGGUUGUGGCCGAAAAGAUCGAAGCAACUUACGUCGUUGAGUCCAAAGGGGAACUCCAAACCAGCCAACCGGGCACGCCAAAGUUAGACAAGAGGAGGAAAGUGAAGCAAGAAGUUAAAGAUGAUUUGCCAGCGUCCCCGGUUGAAAAGCAAUUAACUGUUACGGAAGUUAUGGAGAAGGUGUCCGAAGUAUUAUCAAGUGAAAACAUUGCGAUAACCGAAGUUCCUAAAGUCGAAUCCAAGAAGGAAGAACUACUAGAAGUAAAACAAGAAAAAGCUACUACUGAUGAUGAUAAGAAAGAGCCAGCAUCUUUCCAAAUUUCACCGUCAUCUCCGACCAAAAUAGUAUCCCUCGAUCUCAGAAAAGAGUCUCCGAAGAAGUCCAAACCCACUGCUAAGCCUGAUGAAUCGCAAUCAAGCGUAAGCGAUUUAGAGUCCAAGAAAGUUGAAAAGUCGCCCGAAGUUAGUAAAAAAGACGCUCCUGUGUCUCCCGUAGAACCACCAACAGAAACAUCGAAAGAACCAUUAGAAGAACCACAGGAGUUACCGAAAGAGCCACCAGUCUCGAAAGAACCGGCAAAAGAACCACCGGUCUCAAAAGAACCAGCCAAAGAACUAUCAGUCUCAAUAGAACGACCAAAAGAACCAUUAAAAGAACCAGCAAAAGCACCAGCGAAAGAACCAGCAAAAGAACCAUCAGUCUCAAAAGACAAAGCUCCAGCAAAAGAACCAUCAGCCUCAAAAGAACCAGUAAAAGAACCAGCGAAAGAACCAUCAGUCUCAAAAGACAAAGCUCCAACAAAAGAAUCAUCAGCUUCACAAGAACCAGCGAAAGAACCAUCAGCCUCAAAAGACAAAGCUCCAGCCGCCGAGUCGAAGAGAGACUCUCCAAAGAAGAAGUCGAAGCAAAUGAUCGUGAAGCCCGACAAAUCGGAAUCGGAGCCGAAGAAAGCUGAGGCCGGCAAGAAAGAAGAAAUCGUCGAGAGCGUUUCGGACUCGCCGCCCGCGGAUCCAUCGGCCAGCGGAAAGGCGCUGAUCAUCGAGAAGAUGGUGACCACCGUGACAACGACCACCAGCAUCCCCGGCUCGGUCGAAAUGAAACCGCCCAACGUGAAAUCCGUGAAAUCCGUAGAGAUCUUAGAGAGCAUCCCUUUACCCAAGAUCGUAGGCUCCAAACCCACCGAACUAAUCACCCUGCGUCCCGAAACAGUAGAGGCUAGCCUAACCACCAGAUAUGCUAGGGUAUCGGAUGACUCAGCCGUCGCGAUCGCCGCGGUAGCGUCGUUAGAGAAACCGUCAGCGGACGCCGUUAGCUCGACCACCGAUUACGCGUCUUACAUCGACAGCCUGGCCGGCGACGGCCAGCCGGUUCUCUUCGGUAGCGUUCAGGAUAGGAGAAGGGGUCGGUCUGGCACGCCUCUGUCGCCUAAAUUCUUAGACGACGAGAGGGAGCCGAAGGGUUUGCAGGGGAAAUUCAACGAGGCUAACGUUAAGCAAGGUAGGGAACCGUCGAAAGAGGAUGGUAGGAAGUCUGCUCCUAGCGGUGUUGACGUGACGAAGGCACAGGUUCGGUCUGAGGAGGUUCGGCAGUUGGAUUCAGGUAAGAGUUCGGAGGAGAUUGUCGAUGAGAUUUCUGGUGUGAGGGAAGAGGAGCAGAUUGAGUUGUUUAAGGACGAGAGCAGGAUAACUGUGGUCGAAGUGAAGCCACCCGGUGUUGAGAGUGGACUGAAAGUUGACGGGCAGAUCGGGGAUUCGAAGUUCAAAGGAACUGAAGGAAUCGUUGAUAAGCAUUUAGUUGGUAAGGAAGUUGCAGGAGAGAAGACUGUCGCUUUGGGUGAAGGAUCAGCUCCUGAAACUCAGAGUCAGUCGAUAGGUUCUGUGGUGCUCGAUGAAUCGGCUAAGACGGUGAACGUGGGGGAGAUUGUUGGUAAAGCUUCCGUUAAGGGGUCGGUUAAAGAAGAGAAGAAAGAGUGCAACGUCGAGGAGAAGGUAAAUGUGGACGAGAAAGUUCCUGAAACUCGAUCGAAAUCUAUCUUGACAGUCGAUGAAUCCAAGUCGGAUGAAACGAAAGUGGAAGAGAUCGUUGAUAGGACGUCUGUUAAAGAGAAGAAAGAAGAUAAAGUCGGAAAGAAAGUGACUCUGGUCGAAGAGAAGAAACCCGAAGACGAGGAGGAGACUAAUCUGAAGAAUUAUUACAACGAAAUGAACAAGUCGUAUUGGUGGAAUUACCACUCUUACGCCGAAGCGGAAACCGACUUUUACCAGCGUUUCAAGGUGGUCGAGCUGCUGCAGGAAAAUGUGCCUGCUCCUGAGCCGCAAAGAUCGAAGAGCAUCGAGAGGAUCGUUCAAGAGGCGGUCAUGAAGAAACCUGACCAAGAGAAGAACAGAGAAGAAACUGUGGAGCAAUCCGAAGCAGAGCUGAGGAAGCUGGCACUCGUUACAGAGUCUAUUAAGUAUCCUCUGGCUACGUUCUCGCAGUUGGAAUCUCAAUGGGUACAGUCUAAAUUAGAUGCGGAUAAGAUUACAGCGUCUUCCGAAGAGAGUGAAUCUGUGAAUAUUGAAGAAGUCGAGAAGAAACUUGUGGAGCCUCGAGCAGAUGAGAAGCAGUCUGUGAAAGCAGAGAUUGAUAAGAGUCAAGAAGCGAAGGUAGCUGAGGAAAUUCAGAGAUCGGAGAUUAAAGAUGUACCUGAAAAGUCUCUUGCAGGAGAAAAAGUGGAAGAGAAGAUUUUGAAAGAAAUGGCGCAGAAGAUUGAAGCAGAAAAGGUGAAAGAUGCAGUUGUUGACUCACAGGAAAUGAAAGAUGAAGAGAAACAGGCUGAAUGUAAGAGUAUCGAGACAACUGAGGCGAUUCUAAAUAAAGAUGCCGCGAAAGAGAAGCAGGAGAAAAUGCCUGAAAAAUCGAGAGGUAAGAAGGAGAAGAAGAAACAACAAGCUGCGCAAGAGAAGCAGGAAACCGUUGCAUUGGAAGUGUUAGCUGUGGAAACAAAGAAAGAGCAGAAGGUUGAGGAUCAGACGGUUGACACAUGGUCUGAGAUUAUUGUGGAGAAGGUUGUACAAGAAAAGAGUCAACCUGAUGCACAGAAGAAAUUGGAGGAAGAAAAGCCUGAAGGUCAGAAGAAAGUGGAAGGGAAGCCUGACGUUCAGAAGGAAGUGGAAGAAAAGCCUGAAGUUCAGAAGAAAGUAGAACAGAAGCCUGAAAUUCAAAAGAAAGUGGAAGAGAAGCCUGAAGUUCAGACUAAAGUAGAAGAGCAAAAGCCUGAACUUCAGAAGAAACCAGAAGAGAAGCCUGAAAUUCAGAAGAAAGUGGAAGAGAAGCCUGAAAUUCUGACUAAAGUAGAAGAACAAAAGCCUGAACUUCAGAAGAAAGCAGAAGAGAAGCCUGAAGUUCCGAAGAAAGUGGAAGAAAAGCCUGAAGUUCAGAAGAAAAUAGAUACAGAGCAACCUGAAAUUCAGAAACCUGAAAUACAAGAAAAGCAAGAGAAACAGCAGCCCGAUGUUAAAAAGAAACAAGAAAAGAAGCAGCCAGAAACUUCAAAGAAAAAGGAGAAGAAACAAGCAGCAGUACAGGACAAACAAGACAAGAAACAACCUAUCGUACAAGAUGAACAAGAAAAGAAACAACCGAACGAUAAAGAAAAGGUAGAGGUACAACAACCUGAACCUGAAAUGAAACAAACACUGAUGGAUGCUGAAAUACAAGAGAAAGAACAGAAGCAAGAACCUGAAUCGAAAGAAGGAGGCGAAAAGAAACAGCCUGAGAUUCAAGAGAAGGAGCCUGAAACACUAAAGAAACCAGACGACAAACGAAGUCAAACGAAAGAGAAGCAAAAGAAGAAACAACCUGAACAGAAGGAGAAAUCAGAAUCGCAGCAAUCUGGACCUGACACUAAACAGGAGAAAAUUGAGAGUGUAACUCAAGAAAAACAAGAGGAGGGACAACCUGAGCCACAAAAGAAACAGGAAGAGAAACAACCUGAAUCGCAGGAGAAAGAAAUGGAGAAAAAACCUGAAUCACAAAUGAAACAGGAAGAGAAACAACCUGAAUUGCAGAAGAAACAGGAGAAGAAACAACCUGAAUCACAGAAGAAACAGGAGAAGAAACAAUCUGAAUCACGAAAGAAGCAGGACCAGAAACAACCUGAAUCACAAAAGAAACUGGAAGAGAAACAACCUGAAAUUCAAGAGAAACAGGAAGAAAAGCAACCUGAAUCACAAAUGAAACAGGAAGAGAAAACACCUGAAAUUCAAGAGAAGCAGGAAGAAAAACAACCUGAAUCACAAAUGAAACAGGAGAAGAAACAACCUGAGUCACAAAAGAAACAGGGACAGAAACAACCUGGAACUCAAAAGAACCUAGAAGAGAAACAGCUUGAACUCACACAAAAAACAGUGGUGAAGCAACUCAAGGUAGAAGAACAACCAGAACAAAAGCAGCCUGAAGUCCAAGAGAAGAAACAGCCAGAAAUUAUAAAGAAAAAAGAAGAAAAGCAACCUAAACAAGAGAAGCAAGAAAAGAAGCAACCUGAACCCAAGGAGAAACCAGACAAACAGAAGUCGAAAUCUGAAGCAAAACAAAAGAAAGUAGAAGUCGAAGAACAAAAGAAACAACCUGAAACUGAAGAGAUACAGAAGGAGAAGCAGCUUGAACUUGAAGAGAAGCAACCCGAAGUCCAAGAGAAACUGCCUGUCGCUUUGGAGAAACCAGAAGAGAAACUACUUGAAGUACAAGACGAACAAGAGAAAAAGCAGCCCAAAAUCCAAGAGAAACUAGAACAAGAACAACCUGAGACUCCACAGAAACCAGAAGAGAAACAACUCGAAGUAGAAGAGAAGCAAGAAAAGCCACAGCCCGAAAUCCAAGAGAAACAAGAUCAAAAACAGGCUGAAAUCGCAAAGAAAAAGGAAGAGAAGCAACCGAAACUGCAGGAAAAACAGGAGAAGAAACAGCCCGAUGUAAAGGAGAAACAAGAAAAGAAGCUAUCCGAACCACAAGAGAAGCAAGCGAAGAAACAGUCUAAAGCUCAAGAGAAGACGACUGACGUCAAAUCAGAAGUUAAGUUGGAAGACGAGAAACAGCCAGGAGUUCCGCAAAAAGAAGAGAAGGAGCUCGAAGAGAAGCCUAAGGGAAGUAAAGACAAAAAGAAGGGAAAACAGAAGCAAACCGAGGAAUCAAAAGUCAAAUCUGACACAGGAGAACCACCCGAGCCCAUUAAGAAGGAAGAAAGUGUGACGAAAGCAGACAAAGUACCACUCAAUAAAGAGAAUAGCAAAGAAGAUAACGUUACGAAAAUUUCAAUCUCAGAGCUAGCCGCAGUGCAGCAGAAGGAAGAUACCGCUCAAACGACACAAGUAGAAUCAGUCGGAAAAGAACAGACAGUCGCCGAGGAGAAACCUGCUGAUGAAACAGUUCGUGAGAAGAAACAAGAUUCUCAGAUCGAGGAAGCUAAUAUCCAAGUCCCUGUGGAAGAAAAACCGAAGGCAGGAGAUUCCACGAAACCUCCUUUGCUAGAUUCCGCUGUCGUUGAAGCACAAAUAACCGAGAAGCUGGUGAAUGGCAAGAUCUUGGAGCAAGAGAAAGCAACUAGGUCUGGAGGAGAAAGCGAACCCGAGUCUCCAAAGGAGGACAAGGCUAAACCCGAGAAGUCGAAACCGAAGGACGACGCAAAAGUGCAGGCGAAAUCUGGGAAGCAGAAGCAACCGAAAGAGAAGCCUGAGAGCAAAGCGAAGCCUGCGGCUGAGAAAGAGCCGAAGAAGCAAGAGAAGGAGAUCGGUUCUCCCGAAGCGAAGAAGAAACGCGACGGAAAGUCGAAGAAAGACACUCAAGCUGCCAGCCCUGACGAACAGAUUUCCAAGUUGGAAGUUAAAGAACCUCCAGUCGAGACUCCUGCGAAGGAAGAAGCGCAACUGGCAGCUCAGACUCCGAAGGAAGACAUCCUUCAGCCAGUACCAUCAACAAAAUCUUGGGCGUCCAUCGUCAGCAUGAAAGGAUCAACAGAGACAACCAUUGUUUCCUUAGAUAAUCUACAGACUAAAGUUGCUAACGUGCAAGAGACAGUAGUCGAAACUCCGAAGGUUGACAAAGUGGAGCAAGCAGUGGAGAACGUAGCGGAAGAGCCUCCUGCAGCCCAGCAGAAGCCGAAGCAUCAGAAGAAGAAGGAUGCUAGACGAGAAAGGAGCGCAGAGUUAAAAGUAUCUUCCCCGGUGACAGUCGAGAAGGAAGUUGCAAAGAUUCUUCCAGAGAAGCUCGACGAAGCGAAGAUGGACGAUGCUAGCAAGGAAUGGAACAAGUCGUACGCCCAGGUAGCAGCGUCGAGUCGAAGAACUCCUCCUCAAGGUAUGCAGGAGGACAUUCUGCUGAUCAGACCGAUCCCUCUGAAAUCUGAUGAAAUCAUCGAGCAGUUGCUCGAAGAUAAGGAAGCGCCAUUGGAAGAGAAACCAGUUGUCCAAGAAAAUGUGCAGGAAACGAAAGAGGAAAUUGUGCCUGAAGAGACUUCAAUGAAGCCGGUUAAAGUCGAGAAGGAAGCCGUCAAAGAGACGAUCACUUCGUGGGCUGACGACGUCGAGAGGGAAGUACAGGAAGAGAUCCAAGCGACAAAGUCUUCGAACUUGAUCAUGGAAGAGGAAGAUUCACAGAGAGCGAAGGGUUCGUGGGCUGCCAUUGUUGGCAAACACGUUGAACCAACUGCCGCUGCACCUGCAGUUCAGCAGGUUAAACGAGAGCCAUCUUCCGAGCAACGUGCAGCUUCGGUUCAAAUCUUCGUGGAGGAGGCGCCGGAGCCGGUGCCCAUCGAGGAAGUGGUUCAAGUGGACGAUCAAGGGUUCAUAGAGUUCGUGAACAGGCGGGAGUUGAGAUCCAGGCGAUCCAGGUCGCGAUCUCGCAGCGCCAGGCGAGAGGAGGCGAGGCAAUCUUCUGAUAAGCCUGUGAACGUUGAAGUCGCCGGCGUGGAUCAGAGGAAAGAUGGCUCUUUGAGGCCGGAUGAAACGAAGAGAGAUAAGUCUAGGAAGAAGAGCAAGACUAGAGCAACUGAUAACGAAGCGAGUCAGGUGAAGGAUGAUCAAGGAAAGGGUAAAGGGAAAGGUCAGAAGGAGAAGAAUAAGGGGAAACCAGCUGACGUCGAGGAUAAAGAUGCGAACAAGCUGGAGGAUGAGAAAGGGGAGCAGGCUGGUGAGCAGAAAGUUCAGAAACAGCCGGAGAAGAAAGAUGUUGCUAAGAGCAAGGGGAAAUCGAAGGUGAAAGACAACGAGGUUGCGCAGGAAGUUAAGAAGGAUUCUCAGAGUGUAGAGAAGAAGCAGGUUGAAGGGAAAGUUCAGGAAAUUAAGACUGUAGAGAAGCAGCAGAUUGAAGCAAAGGUUCAGGAAGUUAAGAAGGAUGAUCAGGCUGUAGAGAAGAAGCAGCAGGUUGAAGGAAAGGCUGAGGAAAUUAAGAAAGAUGAUCAGGCUGUGGAGAAGAAGCAAGUUGAAGGAAAGGUUCAGGAAAUUAAGAAAGAUGAUCAGGCUGUGGAGAAGAAGCAAGUUGAAGGAAAGGUUCAGGAAAUUAAGAAAGAUGAUCAGGCUAUAGAGAAGCAGCAGGUUGAAGGAAAGGCUGAAGAAAUUAAGAAAGAUCAGGCUGUAGAGAAGCAGCAGGUUGAAGGAAAGGUUCAGGAAAUUAAGAAGGAUGAUCAGGUUGACGAGAAGGCUAAACCACAAGAAAUCGAGGCACCCGUGAAGAUGGAAACCAUUGAGAAAGAUAAGGUAGAAGAGGUUUCUAAGAAGAUUGAAGAACAAAAACAGCAGGAGGCAAAGGAGCAACCUGCGAGUGCAAAGAAAGGCAAGAAGUCGAAGAAAGGGAAGUUCGACAAGGAGCCGCCUAAGGAGGAAAGUAAAAUGAAGCAGAAGGAUGUCGGUGAAUCAUCUGUAGAUGAGAAGAAAGUAGAGGCGAAAGAAGGAAUUCUGUUAACGGAUGUGAAGGAGCCUGACGUUAAGGAUAUUCAGGAUGUUAAAGAGGUUAAAGAAGUCAAGGAAGAAGUUAAGGAGGUCAAGGAGACCAAGGAAAUGAAGGAUGGAGUAGGGCAAGAAAUCAAAGAAGUGAAAGAAGCAGUUAAGAAAGACGCGAAAGAAGAUGUUAAGCAAGAAAUCAAGAAGGCCAAGGAGGUUAAGGAAGAGGUUAAGAAAGAAAAGAAGGUGAAGGGAGCGAAGGAAGAGACGAAAGAUGAGAAGAAGGCUAAAAUAGCGAAGGAAGAAAUCAAGGAAGUAGAGGCAGACGUGAAAAAAGAAAAGGCUAAGGAGGUCAAGGAAGAAGUCAAGGAAGAGGUAGAUGUAAAAGCAGAAAAAGUCAAAGAGGUCAAGGAAGAAAUCAGGGAAGUUCAGAAAGAAGGAAAAGAAGUCAAAGAAGUCCAGAAAGAAGUCGAGAAAGUCAAGGAAGAAACGAAAAAAGAAAUCAAAGAAGCCGACAAAGACAAAGAAAUCAAGGAAAAAGUUAAAGAAGAAUUAAAGGAAGAAAUAAAAGAAACCAUUAAACUUGAAGCUACUCCAGAAACACAACCAGAGAAACCAAAAGCUCCCGAGAAACGUAAAGGAAAAUCGAAAAACAAGAGUGCAGAUAAGACACCGGAAAAGAUCAAAGAGCCUGCUGCACCUGAAACCAAGAAGGAAAAAGAUGAAGUCCCUGAAUCCAAAGCCGACACCGCUAAGGAGAAAACGGAGAGUCCGAUAAUCGAAAUGAAACCUGAAAAGGAGGAAAUGAAAAUAGAAUCGAGCGUUCAAGAGCUUGCAUCCCCGCAAACUCCCGCAGAAGAUAAAGUUGUCGAUGAUAAGGCAAGUCCAAAGGAAGAUAAGAAGGAGGAAGAAUCUCAGGUGGAAGGAAAAGGCAAACUGUCCAAGAAGGAAAAGAAGAAACAGAAAAGGAAAGACAAAUCUUCGUCUCGAGGAGUCAGCGAAGAGAAGUUGAAAGAGAAAACGGAAACCAUUGUACAAGAGACCGUUGCUGCUGACGAAAGUGCAAUGAAAAAUGAAGAUGUAGGUAAAGAAGCUUCGAAGCCGGAAGAGAAACCAGAAGAAACAUCAAAGAAAACUAUCCCUGACACUGAAACUGUUAAAGAAGAGAAAAUCGAAAUGAAGAAAGUGACAGAAACCGAAAAAGUUAGUGCAACUCCUACCAGUGAAGAAAUAAAACUUGUUCCCGACACCACGAUUAAUAUAAUCCCGGUAGAAGCUAAACCAGUUAAGAAAGAAACAAAGACGCCAGAACCGACAGAAGAGAAAGUGGAAGUGUCGAAGCCAACUAAAGAUGCAAUGGAAUUAUCGAAAGCAACUGAAGAAGCAAAAGCAUCGGCAGUGACCGAAGAGAAAAUAGAAAAAUCAGAAACAGUCGAAGAGAGAACAGAACAAUCUGCAACACAAGUGGAUUCGGCAGUUGCUUCGAAAGAGAAGUCGAAGAAGAAGAACAAGCAGGCGAAGAAAGGCAAGCGCGAGGAACCAGAGUCUCCGAAACCUGUAGACGCCAUUGCAGAAGAUUCUGCAACGAAAGGUAAAGAAGAAGUCAAGGUUUCAAGCACAGUUGCUUCUCCUGUUAUGCCUGAAACUAUCUCACAGGAAAUGAUUCAGGAAGCAAAGACUGCAACCAUUCCUGAGAAGAAACCAAAGAGUGCCGAGUCGCGAGACAGAAAGAUCGAAGAACAGACGAAGGAAGUGUCAGAGACCAAGAAGAAAGAUGAAGACACUGAUAUUGUAGUCAAGGAUAUUACAGACAGAAGAGAACCGACUGUCGAGGUUAAAGAUAGUAUUGUCAUCGAAGAAAAGAAAGAAGAAACAAUUCAAGACGCUAAGAUGAUCAAAGAGAUUCCUAAAACAGCAGAACUUGUGAAAGAAGACACGAAGUCCAAGAAAAUAGAAGUGAAAGAUGAAGAAAAAUUCAAAGAUCCUCAAGAUGUAUCUAAAGGAAAACCAACCACAACUAAAUCCCCAGAUAAACCCACAGAAACACAAACCGAAACGAAAGCAGAAAGUCCUAAGAAAGAAGACGCGAAGUCCAAGAAAACAGAAGUGAAAAAUAAAGAAGAAACAAAGAAAGAACGUCAAGAUGUAUCUGAAAUUGUUACGCGGCGUGUUCUUGUCCGCGGAUAUUCUCGGUUCAGCUCCCCGUGGCAUCAUGCUCGCCGAAUAAAUUCUCUCGCCUCCGUUCUCCAUGGAGUCCGUGCAGGUGCCGCUCGUCCCGCCCGCCCCGACACUCUCGAAAAAUCUCACGGGCACUCCAUCGAGAUUUGCGACGAGGAGGCGCAAGCCGACGAAACGUCCGAGCGAGAUGACGCCACUCUCGACCAAGCGCCCUCCCUUCACUCGUCCCUCGAGACUAGCAUGCCGUCCUUGGCCGACGUUUCCCUGCAAACGGGGCAAAGUUUGCUAGCGAACGAUAUCGUCGAGAAACCGCUGCAGCUGACCAAACAAACGUCCACCAAUCAGGCGGCCGAGUGCCACUCGUUGACCACGCAGACAAUGGACACCAACGAGAACCCCCAAACCCAGGAGACCAUAAAGAUCCUGAAGAAAACGGACGGCGAUCACGAGGUGAUCGAAAUAGCGACCAAGAACGUGCCCUCCACGUCGGGUCAGGAGGUCAUCCAAGAACGGCCGGCGACUCUGCCCGAAGACAUCGUCGUAGACAUGAAGUACAAAGACCCCAAGAACACGGAGACCACCACCAGCGAAUUGAACAUCGUCCACGCCGCCCCUCAGUCCUUCGAGACAGUCCUCGUUGAACCCGACGACGUCACCACCGAGGUGGUCGUGGACGAGGACGGUUCGAAGAGGAUCAUCGUGCGGAAACUGAGGAAAACGACGGUGACCAGCAGGCAAACUACUCAGCAACACCUGUCCUCGAUGUCCACGACGGUAGGGGAUGCCCCUUCCGUGGUGCAGGCCUUUUCAGACGCCACCCUAAGAGACCAACAGGUGACUGUCACCAGGACGAAGCCGAACGGCACCGUGGAGACCACCACGAGGCAGGUCUACGGAGGCAGAGUAGCUACCGGGACACCUUUCCAGGACGUGAACGUCGAAGAGUACGAGUCAGCGCCGAGGUACACGCACAUGGUGACGCAAGGCAACAUCAGGGACGUGAGUCCCCAGCCUCUAGAGGAGGGGAUGCUGCUGGAAGGCGGAGAGCUGCAGGCGAAGACGUCCAGUGUCCACGCAGUGGUGCAGCAGGUGACCAGGCGAGUGGUCAGGAAGACCAGAAGGAUCAUCCGCAAGGUGACCAUCAUCGACGGCAAGGAGACAACCACGGAGGAAGUGAUCGAGGAGCCCGACGAAGUGGAGAUCGACGAGAAGAGCAUACCUCACAUCAGCAUCAACGUGGUGAAGCACGAGGAGCACAGGCAAUUCGGCGCUGACGGCCAGCCAGUGGAAGAGAAGAAGCGAGAAGAGAUUCCAGUGGAAGACAAGGGAAGAAAGGCGGACAAGAGCUUCGAACUGGACGACGUGCCUAUGCAGGGACCAUUCUUUGGAGCGUUCGCUAAGGACAUGCCGCCUACGGACUAUCUAGCGAGGAAGGACACUCUGCUGGGCGCUAAGAAGGAGGGUGUCAUCAUCGAGGAGGUAGUUUCGGAUUCAGAGGUGCAAAGGGAGGAUAUAGGAAGUCCUGGUCGACCCGUGGACGACGAUCGUAGGGAGCGAACGCCGGAGAGUCUUCAGGAAUCGCUGACAGAGAGAACGGAGGAUGACAGGAAAGCGUCGAAGCCGGCUCAGACAGCGGACAAAUACGAGCACGAGCAGUUCACGAUCGAGGUAACGGGUAAAAAGUCUCUUGCCUCGGCUAUCCAGGCGUUCAUCGAUGCUGAAGUAUCCGGUUUCCAGAGUCCGAUGCAAGAGAUCAAAGUGCGAGAGACGCUGGAGGAAUCGGUCGCGUCGCCGAUCGAUUCCAUUGUCUCGGACAUGCUGACCGUCACGAAGGCGACCUGUAAGUCUGUCGAUGCACCCGUAACGAGCGAAACACCCGGUAUCGUGGUAGAUGGUCACGUGGUAGAUGUAGAGCAAAAGCACCAUGACACCCUUGGCACCGUAGACGCUACUGACGAGGCGGUUGUCUCCGUCUUAGACGAGAAGCGUUUGGUCAGAGAGGCUUUCGAGGACGUUGCGCUGGAGGAGGUACAAAGGGAGGUUGCAAUUUCAGGAGGAAGAGCCGAAGAGCCUUCGGAGAAGCCUGAAAUGCCCCGAGCACACCUCGAAGGAUCGACGUUCCCAGACGUCGACGUCGACGACAGGAGCAAACCGGAGGCGAAGAGGACAAUGAUGCCGAUCGACAAACAGCACUUGGUCAAAGCGUCCUUCGACACUGAUCUGGACUUCGAGUGCGUGGACGAAGCCUUGAAGCCGGAGUACAAGCCUAUCUUCCACAAAGUGGAGAUCUCGCUGGCGGUGAAGAAGGAGGGCGAGGAGAUCCAGCCUACGGUGUCCGUGAAGAGCCAAGCUGAGCCGAUUGGCCCACCGUAUCGCAUGGUGAAGGAGGACGUGGACAUCCGUCUGCCAGCGGACAAAGAGACCUCGGUGAUCCACGAUAAGAUCGUUCAGACGUCGCCAAUGUUGUCGCAGCAAGUCGCGACGGAGGAGAAAUCCAUCGGUGCUUCGGAAGAAGUUAUGUCCGACAAGUCUGUCGUCGCAGCGUUAAUAGAGACCUCCGACAAGUCCGUCAUCACUUCUGACAGAGAGUCGCCAUUCGAUAAGCCAGUCGCUGGAGAGACAAAGGAACUUCACCCUGAACCAAUAGAGUACGAAGACGAAGAAAGUUCACAGACGAAGUCGCUGGAGACUAAAUCGAGCAUCUCGCUGAUCUCGAACAUCGCCGACUCGGUGGAGAUCAACGUGCCGCUGUCGGACUCCUCGAAACACGUGAGCGAGACGCCGCAGCCGGACAUCGGGGAGAUGAUGGACUCGCCGGAAUUCGAGUCCACCUUGAAGGACGACACUUCGAAGGGCGAGGACGGUUACCAAGCUGACGACAGAACAUUGAUGUCCACGGCGACGCCCGAAGAUGAGAGCGUGGCGAAGAAGAAGAGGAGGAAGAAGAGGAAAGACAGGAUCAGGGGUCCCAAGGACGAAGAGCAGUCAGAGUUCCCCAAGACCACGACCGACGACGGGGAGUUCAGCGACGACGUAGCUCCGGUGGAGUCCGAGGAUGCGAAGGCCACGAAGAAGAAAAAGAAGAAAAAGAGGAGAGACGAUAAGGUGGAGGCUCCUCCGGUUCCUUCGCUGAACGAAGCGGAUACUCAGACUGCUCCCGAAGGACACGUCUCCGUCGCCACGUCCCCGAGGCAGGAAGAAGUGUCCGAGAUCCACGUGCAGACUUCUCCUCAGCCCGCCGAAGACGCGGUAGCUAAAGUGGAGAGUGUUCACGAGGAAGUGCAAACUUCCCCUCGGCCUGUUGAAGAAGCUGCGGUAGCUAAAGCGGAGGACGUCCACCAGGAAGUGCAAACUUCUCCUCAGCUUCUGGAAGAAAGCGUGGUACUCGAGGUGACGAACGUUCACGAGGAAGUUCAGACUUCUCCUCAACCUGUAGAAGCUGCGGUAGCUAAAGUGGAGGAGGUUCACGAAGGAGUGCAGACUUCUGGAAUACCAGGAGAGUCUCGGGAAACCCAGGUACCCAGAAUAGAAGCAGUUCACGAGGAAGUACAGACUUCCCCUCAGCCGACGGAAGAAACUGUAACAACCGAAGUAGUCGAAGUUCACGAGGGAGUGCAGACUUCCCCGAGAACAUCCGAGGAUUCGAAGGAAACGCAGGUGCCUAGGAUCGAGGAGGUUCACGAGCAAGUGCAGACUUCUCCUAGAGUGCCGGAGGUCUCGAAGGAGACGCAGGUGCCCAAGGUAGAGGAGGUUCACGAGGAAGUGCAGACUCUGCCCAUGGAAGAGCCGAGAGUAGUGAAGGUAAUCGAAGUCCACGAGGAAGUGCAGACUUCUCCGAGAACGCCUCAAGAGGCGAAGGAGACGCAGGUCCCCAAAAUCGAGGAAGUUCACGAAGAAAUUCAGACUUCGCCCAGAGCGCCGGCAGACUCGAAAGAGACACAGGUUCCCAGAAUAGAGGAGGUUCACGCAGAAAUCCAGACUUCACCGCGUGCGCCGGAGGAAUCGAAGGAGACGCAGGUGCCUAAACUGGAGGAGAUUCACGAAGAAGUGCAGACCUCGCCGCGAUUACCGGAGGAAUCGAAGGAAACUCAAGUACCCAAGAUAGAGGAAACCCACGAGGAAGUGCAGACUUCUCCUCGCGCGCCGGAGGACUCGAAAGAGACUCAAGUGCCGAAGAUAGAGGAAAUUCACGAAGAAGUGCAAACCUCUCCGCGGCUCCCGGAAGAAUCGAAGGAGACGCAGGUGCCGAAGAUAGAGGAGGUCCACAUAGAGAUCCAAACGUCCCCGCUGCCUGCUCUGGACUUCAGCACUCAGACCACUCGAGAGGAGACCCCAGAACCCGAGAAGCCAAGCGUCCAACACACCGAGAUGCAGACUUCGCCGAUGUCAGCCGUGGACUUCGCGGUUCAAGCCGUGGAGGUCCCGCAGAUCGAAGAGUCAGGUACCCAGACAUUCACAGCUAAAGUGGAGGAGUACGCUGCCCAGACCAGUCCGAUGGAGGAGCUCGUUCCUCCGGAAACCGAAGAGAUGCAGGUCCAAACGAUGGUUACAGAAGUGGUGUCCAUGGAGGCGCAAACUUCCCCCACAACUCCGCCGAAGGAGACAGAGACGCAAACUAUCGAGAAGACUCUGGUGACCGCGGAACAGCAGACGACGCCUUCACCGGUCGAAGAGAAGGUCCUGACAGCUACCGCUGUCCAAACCAUCACGCCAGAAGGGUUCAAGACCAUCGAAACGGAGGUGCAGACCAGCAAAACGCCCAGUCCGGUGCAGAAGACCACCGUGGACUUCAACAUGCAAGCAGACCUAAUGAAGCAACCAUCCACCGAAGUGGUGGAGACGCAGACUACCCCCGAGGAGAGUCCCAGACCAGCCGAGAUCCAGGAAACGGAGUCCCAGACGAUCUUACCCGAGCCUACCGAAGAGACCAUGACGCAAACCAGUCCAGUCAGCGUCUCGCCGGUCGAAGUGGACGUCUGCGAGCUGUCCGCUCAGACCAGCCUAGAAGAAGCCAAACCAACGAUGGAGGGAGAGUCUCAAACCAGCUCACCGGGUAGGAUAGAGACCCUGGACACUUCGGUGCAGAUAAAGAGCGGCGAGCUGGUGCCACUCGUUGAAGAGAGCACGCAGAUCGUCCCCGAGACCGCCGAAGGCAGCGCACAAACUCAGACAAUCGAAGAGAAGAAGCUGACGACGGUUUCCCAGCAAACUGACGGAGUUCCUGAUGGAGUUCCUGAUGGAGUUCCUGAGGAAGCCAGCGGAGGGAGACCCGUGGAUGACAAAGAUGGAAGCCUGAUGCCGACUGCGCCGAUGGACACAGUGGACGCAUCGAUGCAGAGGACGCCCGCGAGACAUACUGAAAUUCCAGUAGCACCUGAUGCACAAGUACAAGAAUCCGGAGACGACGUCAAACCGGCGCUGAGGCCCGAGUACCUUGACGGAGUCCCGGAACAAGCGAAGACGAAAGAGGAAUCGACACCUGAGAUGUUGACUAAAGACACCAGCGCGGACGCGUCCCUCGAAAUAUGCGUGCAGGCGACCAUCGAGCUGUCGGAGGCCACCGACAGCAGCAAGUUAACCGAUACUCAAACGACAGACACUUCCGUGGACACCACGACUAUAGAGGAACUGAACACCGCCGCGAAGGAGGACAGCAACGCUGCCAAGAGGCAGAAGCGGAAGAGGAGGCACAAGACCAUAGAGAUCUCUUCCACCGGCGACAAGGACCUGGAAUCCAUAUUUGGUCAGCCAAUGGAGACUCCGGACGUUUCUCUGAAACUGUCGUACUCCGACGUUGCCAAGAAGAACGCUGGCAAGGAGAAGUCUCCUCCCGGAGACGGCCGGUUGGAGAAGGUGCUCGAGCAACCGGACGACGUUCCGAAAGCGUUCGUCGAAGAGAGACCAGAGAGGCUCGAAGACGUCCAGAGUACCGCAACCUUCGCCAUCGCGGCAGAGCCAGUCGCAGUCAAGGAGACUCAGGACAUUUGGAGCCUGAGUAAAAAAAUCGACUUGCCGGAGAUUCAGCCAAUCAUCAGCAUGCCAUCGCCGGAGCCCAUGGACACCUCCGAGGAGCCGCUGUCGCCUCUGGAGACAGCGCUCCAAGAGGAAGAACGACCGAAGAUCAGGACGUACGCGGACAUCAUCAGCGAGUCCUCCAAGAAACCCAUCGAGAGGGAGCAGGUUUCAUGGGAGGUGUCCCAGCAGUCCGCUCCCCAAAGAGGAGCCAGCUCCAAGGCGUUCCUCCUGCACGAAGCUAUGGAGUACGAGCCUCCCCAUCAGCUGACUCAGAGCAAUCACAUGGCGAAGGUGAUCUCCGACCGAGUGCAGAGUAUGAGGAACGCGAAGCAACCCAGCCACCUGGGCAACAUCCUGCACAUCGCGCACCUGGACAAAGUGGCCAGCGAGAAGCUGGCGGAGGAGCGUGCCGCUGACAUUCGCAAGGAGCUGUCGCACCUGAGAGACGCCGCGCAAGAGAAGGACUCGCUGGCGGUGGAGGACACUCUGGUGGUCAUCGUGGAGACCAUCUCCACUUGGCUGGAAACGAUCGAGUACAGGAUCUUCCUGAGCAAGGAGUGUCCGUCCGGCCCCUCGCACGACGACAAGACCUACGUCGAGCUCAAGGACGAGGUGGAGAACGUCGAGGAGAACAUACAAGAGCUGAACCACGUGUGGAGGCAGGUCGAGUCCAACUACCCCGGAGAGGACCGUGCCAACCUGCAGGACUGCCUCGACGCUCUGAUGCACCAGGUGAGGAUGAUCGAGGAUGCCACCACUGACGGCGAGAGGUACCUCACCAGCGAACUCGCUAGGUGGGACGAGUUCGUGAACGGAGUGCACAACAUGUACAGAUUGAUCGAGGAGCAGCGAUCUCAGCUGAACGAACUCAUCGAGCUGGAGACGUCCACGCGAUGGAAGCUCCAGGAGCUCGAGAAGCUGGAGAACAUGAACCGCUGCCACAUGUGGAAGACAGCCGACCUGCUCACAGCAGCGCACGAGCUGCUGCGCAAUUAUCCCGGGAAACACAUCCCCGAGGAGACGUACGCCGCUCACGAGACGACCAAGGCGAUCGAGCACGGCAUAUGCAUCGAACGCGAGCGUCUCCUGCAGCUGCUGGCGCUGGCCGAGGAGUACGAGCAGACUCUUCGGGAGUUCGCUCAGAUCACGGAGAUCGCGGAGAACCUGUUGGCCAGUCCGAUCUCCGUGAUGAGUCUGGAGCAUCUUCAGGAAGAGAUGCAGAAGCACAGGAAGUUCUUCGUCAAUUUGAACCACUGUCGAGCGAUCCUGGAGUCGCUGGAGGGCAACCUGGACCCUGAAACUAGGACCAAGUACUCGGACCUUCACGAGGAACUGCACGGCAGAGCUACGGCUCUGUUGGACCAGGCUGCGUCCAGGGCUCAGCAGAUGGCUUUAGCUGCUUCCAGGUGGAUCCUCCUUGAACAGGGCGUCAAGGAGGAAAGGGGAUGGCUGCAGGUCGCUCAUCAGAGAGUCCCCGACCUUCAGACUGUCACCUCGACUGACUACGAUCAGUACAUCUCCUUGUAUCAAUCGCUGGUGACGGACGUGACGACGCAUCACGCCAGGCUUAUUCAGCUGCUGAACGUGGCUCGCAGCCUGCAGGAACUGAUAGACAUCGAGGAUCCCGAGGAUCGAUACGGCGAAGCUUUGGAAGUGAUCGUCAAGCUGCAGGACAACGUGGAGUCGUCUCUGAGGAGAUUGCUGGCGUUCAGAGAGAACUGGUACAACCAGGAAGCCUUGAUGAACCGCGUGGAGAACUGGAUGACGGCCGUUGAGAAGGAAUUAGAGACCAUCCGUGAUCCUUCCGGUGGUCAUAUACGUCAAUUCUGGGAACUGAAGGCCCAAUACGAGGUGCACAACAACAUAAGAGAAGAAGCGAACGCCAGCUUCGAGCAAGCGCUCAGGAUCAUCCCCCUGUCGGACGAGAUGCUGCAACGGCAGUUCCACGGCGAGAUACAGGACCGCUGGAACGACGUGUCGCAGCAGAUCACCAGCAUCCAGGAGGAGGUGACCAAGGACAUCUCCUCCGAGGAGACCUCGUCGACGGACAAGCUGAAGCUGCUCGAGCGGGAGCUGAACGAGUUGCGGCUGACGAUCGACGGUUUCCACGGCGUCCUGAAGACGGAGGAGGAGCUGGACCUGUACAUCGAGCGUCUGUCGGUUCUGUUCAACAGGAUCUCGUUGAUCCAGGACGAGCUGGGUCGUCUAGGCCUGCUGACGGUCGCCGAGAGCGAGAAGGUCAGCCUCCUGUUGCCGUCCGCUCGUCAGAUCGAGUCGCAGAUCACCGAGGAGCUGGACGCCGCGCAGCUGCUGCGCGAGAGGCUUCAGGCGAUCCAGCGGGGCUUCGGCCGCAUCCGCAAAGCCCAUCAACGGCAAUCAGCUGUAUUGGACCAGUGCGAGGGUAGCGAGCAACAGGGGAGCGACGUGGUCGCGGCGGCGGUGGACCGCUGCCAAUCGGUCGCCGACGAGCUGGCUAUUCUGUGGCAAGACAUCAUGGGCCUCAGACAGAUGCUGCACACUCUGCCCACCAUGAUGAUGCGGGUCUCCGUGUCGCCCGUCAGCGUCGAGCGCGACAUCUCGAACCUGCAGGACGCGCACGCCGAGCUGGAGGCGAGGUGCACGCGCCUGCUCGCGCUGCUCAAGAACAGGCUAGCCCUGUGGAGGCGAUUCGAGAGGCAGCUGGAGAUGGUGCAGCAGUCGGUUCAGGAAGCUGACUACAUGAUGGAGCUGCUGACCGUUCAGGGCUCCGUGGACUACGACAGACUCCUCAAGGCCACUGAACGUCUAGAGGGUCUCAGCGGUGAUUUGGGCGCGCGAGAAGUUCUCAUUGGCGAAUUGCGAGAGGCUGCCGAACCUCUGCGGGAGGGUUGCGCUGCAGAGGUCCGCGAGAAGGUCGAGGCGGCGGUAAAUGAGGCCGUACAGGCCUGGGAGGACACCAGGGCCGAAUUAGAUGCCCUUUGCACCAAGUAUCAGCACGCCUGCAGAUUGUGGCAACAGUACAAAGACUCGAGCGCUGCGGUUAAGGCCUGGGUGGACACGCAGAUGGACAGCGUCGCCAACCUGCCACCCGAGGAGGCCGUCAAACACAUCAAGAUUUGCGAGGAAACGAUGGCGGAGCAUAAGGAAAGGCUGGCGGAGCUUCGAGGCCUGGUGGCGCAGAUCGCGUCCGACGUCGGGCUCGACGCGAGUGCACCGUUGCACUGCGAGGUGGAGGCCCUCGGGCAACGUCUCGAAGACAUCCGCGAGACCUUGUCCUGUCUCGCGGACGCGGCGGACGCCCGAGCUCUGAACCAGGAGCUCGCCCGCGGCGAUUUAUGUCAGACGAAAAAUUUCCUGGACUCGGUCCAACAGAGCCUCACCGCAGUGAACCAAGGCGAGUCGAAGGAGCAACUGAACGUCCUGCGUAACCACCUUCUGGCGCUCACGUGCACGGAGCCGCAGCUGCAGUCCAUCAAGGAGCGCAGCCUCGAAGUGGCGGCGCAGGAGCCGUCGGUGGUCGAGGUGCUGCAGCUGUGGCAGAGGGUCUUCAGGGAGACGUUCCAGCAGUACCACCGACUGUCGGCCCGCCUGGUGAAGACGCAGGACGGCGCGACGGCGCUGAAGCUCUGGCAAGAGUACCUGUCGCACGUGCAGGACUUCCUGUCCAAUGGGGUGCCGGGCGACUACAACGGCCUAUCGGAGCACAGGAACCUCUGCGAGGUGCACAGGAACCUUCUGACGGACCAGCAGAACCUGAUCCUCACCGUGCGGACCGAGGAGGGCAGCAACCUCUCGACCACGGAGCAGUUCAACAUCCUGACCAACCUGCACAACGAGACGCUGGCCAAGAUCAUGGAGCGGCACGCGGCGGUGCGCGACAGGUUAGCCGCGUGGGACAAGUACAAGCUGGACCAGAGCAAGCUGCUGUCCUGGCUGAAGGACGCCGAGAGGGAAAGAGGACAGCUGCACCUUCGGUUCAUCCACCUGAGGCGGCUGGAGAAGAUCCUCGAGAGAAUAGAGACUCUGUUGGAGAGGAUGCCGCAGGGCGAGGCUCAGCUGGAGUCCCUCCAGGAGCAACAGGAGUCCCUCCUCGUCAACUGCGACGAAGCGUUGGCGGUGUCCAUACGCAUGGAGCACGCGGCCGACUCGCAGAGGAUAGCCAAUCUGACCGCCGGCCUCGAGACCUGGAGAGACUUCAUCCGCAGGAUACAGAAGCUCCACGCGGAGUACGAGGAGCAAACGAAGAACGUCGGCGCGACGUUCGACGAGAUCAGCCAAGCCCUCAGCACGGCCUUCCACGCGAAGUCCGCCAGCCUGUCGAGGACCAAGGAGCAGCUGGAGUCCGUCCAGCGGCUGCAGACCAGGCUGACCAACAUAGCGCCGGAGUUGGAGUCCCUCGGAGUGAUCACCGAGCAGCUCAGGGAGUGUCUCAGUCCGUCGGACAUGAAGACGCUGAACCAACAGCGGACGCUGCUGUGCCAGCAGCACGGCGACCUGGAGCACCAAGCUGCGCUGCUGGUCUACAGGCUGGACGAACGCUGCAGUCUGUACGACCGAUGGAAGGACAAGCUGGGUAGACUGUCCGCGUGGAUCGCCGAGACGGAGAUCCGCAUCCAGGACUGCGACUCGACGACGCCCAACGAACCGGAGGAGACUCUGAAGAGGCUGGAAUGCGAGCUGCAGGCGGAGAUCGCGUUGAAGCAGCGCGAGCUGUCCUGGUUGCAGAAGACCGGCCAGGAUCUGAUCGAGGCGGCCGAGGACGCCGAGAGGGAGAAGCUGCAGGAGUCGCUGGACGAGGUGAACGAGAGGUGGGACCGUUUGCUGGCGACAGGCAAAGCCAGGGCCACCAAGCUGGUGGACCUGAUGAGGAGGAUGAGCGCCGUAGAGAAGAGGAUCAACGACGUGAAGAGCUGGCUAGCCGGCGUGGAGGCUCAGCUGUCGGAGACGUUCGUCAUCGAGACCGCCUCGCAGAGCUGCGUCGAUAAGAAGCUCGAGGACCACAAGCACCUUCAGAAGACCAUCGAGUCGGAGCACCCGAACAUCAGCGAGGUGCUGACCGUCUGCGAGGCGUUGCUGAAGGAGUGCGACGCCUGGAAGGCGACGUUCAACACCGACCCCAUCAGGACAGGCAUGGAGGGCCUCGAGCGCAGGUGGAUAGCCACCUGCGUCAAGUCCACGGAGAGGAACAGGAACAUCAUGCUCGCGUGGAGCCUGCUGCAGGAUCUGCACAAGUUCAAGGCGGACAACGAGGAGUGGCUGAACGACACCGACCACGCGAUCGUCGAGCUGGAGGAGAACCUGGAGGAGAUCACGCAGGAGGAGUCGGCGAAGGCGAUCAAGAGGGCCAGGGCGAUCGUCGACGACCUCGACAUGAGGGAAAUGAUGGUGAAGCUGGUAGAGGAGAACCUCGGCUGCUUAUCGAGGACUGGCUUGGAGCCAGAUAAUCUCAAGUCGCUUAUCAGCGACGCGAGGCAGCUUAUCGACAAGUGGCUGACGUUCAAGCCGAGAAUCAAUGCCGUGCUGUCGGCGCUCGAGCAGGACGAGACCAAUUAUCGCGAGUUCAUUCUGACGCACCGUAUGGCCGUGUUCGGGCUCACGCAGGUCGACGUGCUGCUCACGAGGAUCCAGCACCUGACCGCGCCGGAGCACAAGGCCUGGGCGCAGCGCAGGCUGCACCAGCUCAACGAGAUCGAGGAGGAGCUGAGGAAGCAGAACAUCACGCUGCAGAAGGCUGACGAGCUCGCCUUGAAGGUGAUGAAGAAGUGCCAUCCCGACGAGGUGGCCAACGUGCAGGAACUCGUGGACGAGUAUCAGCUGCUGUGGAAGGACAUCAAGAGCAGGGUGGCCGCGCUGUGGACGGAAAUCGAGGGACAGGAACAGGGCCGCGAGGUCGACGAGGCUGUGCAGGUCGAGACGCUGAAGUUCGAGCAGGACACCGCCGUUCAGGUCGACACUCUGCCGAGGCUGUUGAGGAUGACGUCCAGCGACGCGUACCUGAUGGAGCUGGAGGCUGCGCUCGGCGAGUGCCACGAGGCUUUGGACACUUUGGAGAUCGCUGUCACUCCGGAUCCAGUCGCUGGGCCUGGCUUGAACGCCGCUGCCAAGAAUGUCAGCAAAUUAAUUGGAAGCUGUCAAUCAUCGAUCGAGCUGGUCCGACAUCUCCACGGUUUGCUGAUCGAGGACGGUAAGCUGAGUCCCGAGGAGGCGAAAGCUAACGAGGUGGAGGCUUUAACGGACAGAUACGAGAACCUUCUCCAACUGGCCAGGACCAGGGAACAACAGAUCAGAGAGCUCAGCGACAACGGCAGAUUGACCUGUCCCCUGUGCUCGCGCCGCAACUGGGCGCAACUGGAGAACGACCUGUGGCGGCUGGAGAUAUGGCUGGAGUUCGCGGAGGGCACGCAGAGCGAGCAACACUCGCCUCCCAACGACAUCGACCAGCUCGAGGACAUCAUACAAGACCACCGAGCGUUCCUGUUGGACCUGGACAGCCACAAGAGCAUUCUGGCCAGCCUUAACACCGUGGGUGCUCAUCUGGCCGAUCACACGGAGGACGCCAGGCGGGCGACACAGCUCAGAGAACGAUUGACCGUCGCGAACGAGAGGUGGGACAAGGUUUGCGCGAUGGCCGCGCGCUGGCAGGAACAGCUGCAGGCCACGCUGAUGUCGAAUCACCAGUUCCACCGGAUCAUUGAGGAGCUGCUCGCCUGGCUGGAGAAAACCGAGAUCAGCAUAAGGGCCAGCGAGCCGGUUGACCUCACCGAAUCGCCGGAAGUUAUGACUGCCAAGUACAAUAAGUUCAAGGAACUGAGAAACAAUCUGGAGCGAUGCGGGCCCCGCGUCCUCUCGCUACAGAAGAUGGCGAACCAGUUGCUGGACGAGAAAGGCGAAACCAGAGCUUGCCUGCUGGAGCUGCGGCUCAGGUUGCAGUCCCUUCGCCGGCUGACAGGAAUAUACGCCCUGAAAUUGGGAGCAGUUCUAGGAAUGGACCCUAGGGAAGCUGGCCUCGUGGCCACGACCUCGUCGCUCGCUUCCCUCUCGCAAGACUUGCUCGACGAAGCUGCCUCUGGGACCGUACAGCCCCGCGACGCACCCGGCACAGAUGGUGACGAUGGCCAACUAACGGUAUUAUCUCGGGGAUACCGUUUCCUGGGCCGAGUGCUGCGCAUCUCCCUGCCGAUCCAAGCGCUGAUGCUGGUGGUCCUCGGCUUCGCCUCGCUGGUCCCGUCCGCCGAAGAAGACUACAGCUGCAUGCUGUCGAACAACCUGGCAAGAAGCUUCACGCCAAGAGUCCUCUACCCGAACGGGCCGCCGCCGAUUUAAUAACAAAGAAAAUCGGCCCGAGACGCAGCGACCUCGCGACACCGAAAAGAUCACUCGGCCGGGGCCCGAGGAGCCGCGCGAAGUGGAAACGCGAGGCCGCGACGGAUCAGCGUACCUAUUUAACUAGUCUGUCGCAUGGCGAUCAUCCUGCUCUGGCAAGCAAUCGAUGAGAAACAGGAGAAAAAAAGUUCAAAGAUGCCGUGUCGGGUCCAGGGAAACGAACCUCCGUCCCGACGUUCCUUUCCUCGGACCACCAGCGAUCGAUCGCCAGCGACGCCAUCUUGUCGCUCCGACUGCCGCGCGUAGAAAACUGCUCUCUCUCGGGAGUUAUUUCCUCGAUCGGACGAAACCGUAAACAAACGUUGACAGAUUCGCGACGUUCGUUUGUAUUUUUGUUUGAUUUGAAAUUGGAUCCCGGUAGAAUUCACGUUAGAAGGAGGUGUCCCGUGGAAAUGAUGGACUUGUUUGGUUCGCGCGCGCGUGUACGUUCGACGGAGGAAGUAACUCUCGCAGAGACGUUGAAACUCGAGGAGCAGCGAGGGUGUUGACAAUGAAUAACGAUUUUUACACGUGUGAUAGAAACCGUUUGUAAUUUAUAAUUAAGCACGUUCUACAUGUACGGACCAAGAGGGACGAUCGCCGGUUCCGUGCCCGAACCGGCCAGCAUCCGUUUUUACUUUAUCGUUCUCUGCGUUGAAUUUCGCGAUCCUCGUGCAAUAAUAAACACUCGCUCGAAACGAAGGUCCACGACGCGACGACCUAGCGCGACACGACGGAUCACCGGUUCCGAGAAUUUUUCUGUUCAGCCCGACAUUCCAUGUAACAUUACGUUCGUUAUUUAUGUACAUCACACCGAGAGAGACACGUACACGUAUACAAACACACACACACACACACACACACACACAGGUUAUUAUACACGGUUACGUA
This is a messenger RNA of Nomia melanderi (Alkali bee), 53027 nucleotides long. NCBI's taxonomy places the organism in Eukaryota, Metazoa, Arthropoda, Insecta, Hymenoptera, Halictidae. The record is from RefSeq and is a predicted model, not a curated record.